This is a messenger RNA of Podarcis lilfordi (Lilford's wall lizard), 45738 nucleotides long. The record is from the annotation of a GenBank genome assembly. NCBI's taxonomy places the organism in Eukaryota, Metazoa, Chordata, Lepidosauria, Squamata, Lacertidae.
AUGCUUUCUGCAACUCCCCUGUAUGGCAACGUUCAUAGCUGGAUGAGCAAUGAGAGAGUCCGCAUGUGUGGGAUUAACGAAGAGAGGUAAAUAUUUUAAGUUUCAGGAAAGUUAAACCACGCGGUGUUUCUGGAGAAGGGGGCUUCAGCGUUAGUUUGUUAGCUUUCUUUUAAUAGCUUGCAUGGAGAUAACUCAUGGAGGGCGCUUUUAUGAGACAAGAGUUGGAGAAGAGAGAUGUUAUGGGCGCAGACUCUCCCUUCGUGUACUGUUUUAACAAUCAGUGUUGCUCAGGAAACCAGAAGGGGGCUUAUAAAAGAUUAGCUCCCAAAGUCACCUCUUCCUCACAUAUAUUACAUACAUUCUCUCCCAAUCUUCAGUGUAUUUACUGGAAAGCAAACGCCUGUGAUUUUUAAUGAAACUUAUUUCAUGGCAUGCGUGCUUAAGGUUGUCCCUGUAAGUUAAUUAUUUUAUUAUUUUUAGUUUAUUAUUUUUAUUUGUGAAAAAGACAAGAACAACAUGGAUUCAGGUUUUUAAUUUUAAUUGGUCCGCAUUACGUGGCCUGCAACUUAAGAUAAUUUGCCCAGCAAUUAGAUAUUUCUAUAACUUUCCAUAAACUAGCACAAAGGUCAGAGUUUGGCCCCAGUUCAGAAACCAUUCGUCAUUCUUCAUUGAAAUGAAUGGGGCAAGUUAGUCAUGAUUAAUCUAAGCCACAUUCGCUGCAACGAGACUGAAGCAGGGCUAACUUUCUCUGGAUUGGGGCCUUGUAAAAGCACACCAAAUACAGUUUUUUAAAGAGACUUUACAAAAUAGUGGACAAUGCUAUAAUUCUUUACUUCUAAUUAUUAAAAUGAAGCAAGCACACUGCUUGUGUUUGCAAGUACUUUUGGUCAGAGUUGUGCGCUAUAGAAAAUAAAAUCAGGACACCAUCGGGUCAUUUAAUAACUUUCUCAGAUAGUUUGAAAACAGCACACGAAAAUUAUGAGUUCCGAGACACUGAGGGGGAAUGCCAUGGCUGUGUAUAUUGUUAUCAAAUGUCAAAGGAAGGAGGUGCACAUGAGCAAAAUGCUAUUGUUCUGUUUCUAUCCAAUUGCAUCCUGUGGCUAUUCCAGUAGGUGUGGGUUGUAACAAUAAUAGCUGGAAACAGGGCAAAAAUGUGGGUGUUGCUUUUACUUUAAAAAUUGAUAGUGCCACCACUUUAAAUAUCCUUCUGGGUAAUGAUGAAACUUCCCUUCUGCUGUAUGUCAGCAAUUGUGUCCCUGGGAUUUGAAAGUUGGCACUGAGGUGCGUUCUUUUAUCUGUGUUUUCUGUGAUAACAAGUCCCUGAGCUGCUACGCUGCUAACACACAGAUGUAUGGUUCCUUCUUCAGCACUGAACAGCUGACAUUUGUAUGAUCUUAGAAGUGUGUGGGUUUUUCCUGUCUCUGUAUAUGUGUGUGUAUGUACAUAUAUAUAUAUGUAUGUAUAUAAACGAAAAUAUACAGGGUUGUUUGUUUCUAAAUAAAUAAAUAAAUAAAUAAAUAAAUAAAUAAAGCGUAUUUACCACCACGUAUUGCUUUAGCAGAACUCCUUAACUGGAAAUAAAGUCAAAAAACAUUUUUUCAUCCCUGAACUCUAUAGAGAGAGAAAAAGCCCAAUUAGAGGGCAAAUCUGUUAAUUUUCUUCUGCACUGAUGUAUUGAUAAAGGUAAUUUAAUAGAAACACUGCAGUCAGAUCAAAAUGUCAAACCAUUAACGUUGUGUCUGUAAGUCACUUUUUAAAAAUAUCUCUUGAAAAUAGGAAAAUCCCAGUUAAUGAUGGAGAUGCUUCGAAAAGCAGGUUGGAAUUAAGGGAAGAAAAUCACCUGAACCACAGUGUGGUAAGAAACCGAUAGUUCCAUUUGACGACAAAAGGUUUUUCACUGGAUUUUUGUGCUAUGGCUUCAGUUUCAAAUACCUAUUUGGGACUAAUGAAAGUUGCUGUUAAACCAGAGGUGGCAUUCAAAUAUCGGGUUACGGUUGCAUCCUUUUGUAUAUAUUUCUAGUAUCUGAGUCUUAAGCAUUUUUUUACUUCGUCAUAUGCUUAAUAGCACAUCAUGAACACUCUAAGUCAUGAUUGCUCUAAAUAACAUUGCUUGGCAUAUUUCAGUUAGCCUUUUGAGAAUUUCAGUGACUGACAGCUGGUAGCCUUGGGUGGACAGAAUGGGGUGUGUGAGCCUUUGCUAUAGUUUCAGUGUCUAGAGAGGAACCACCUAAAGAUGAUCCUAAAGAUGUCACAGGCUUCUUGAAAGAAUGGUGGGAUAUAAAUAUAAGAAAAUUGGAAGAACUAGAACUAGUACAAUCUGCAGUUUAGGGCUGGCUGAGUGUUAGGAAUGAGAUUGGAGCGAAAGUGCCCCAGGGCCAAUGCUUUUAUUCUAGAAAAAAAGGGUGUUGGGGCUGCGUACCCCUGAGUACCCCCGGGAAAAAGCACUGCUGUUUUUUCUUGGGGCUUAGAAGGACUGUGGAGGCAAGGCCUUUGCCUGCUUUCACUGUAGUGUGUUUUGCUUCUUAGAAUUGGGAGGCCUACUUUCUCUCAUCUUGUGUAGGAGCAAACAUUUGGAACAGAGGAGAGACCAGUGUUUCUGUUUCUUCUUCUUCUUCCUCCUCCUCCUAUCCCCCUUCUUCUUCUUCUUCUUCUUCUUCUUCUUCUUCUUCUUCUUCUUCUUCUUCUUCUUCUUCUUCCAACUUAUACACCACCCUAUACCCAGAGGUCUCCUGUCAUACAACUACAUGACGCGAUCUUGCUUUCUCCUUUCCCGCAAGCUCCUCUUUGUUCAUAUGAGGAUGCUGGGAAAGGCAGUAGUUUAGCUCCUCUGCUGGCCUGUGAAAGUUAUUAACGCACAAUGCUAUAUUUGUCUACUUGGAAGUCAGCCCCAUUGAGUUCAGUGGGACUUUCUCCCAGGUAAGUAUAUAUAGGAUUGCAGCCUAAAUAUCACUUAUUUUGGCUAUCAAUAAGCAGAGGAACAGAAGUAAAAAAAAAGACUCAGUGUCAUUAUUUGAUUUAAAUGAUUUUUGGAAUAUAAAUAACUUUGCAUCUGAGGGUCCCCGUCCCCCCCCCGGAAGCAUACCUUAUGAAAUGUCCCUUGUUGGAAGCGAGUACACACAUGGUUCUGGAAAUCAGUUUUUUUAAAUGGGACAGUUGGUUGAGUAGCAAAGAUUUAAGGAUAUUAUCCUAAAAUCCAUGUAGAUGUUUUGCUAAGUAUGAAAGGAUCUAGAGACCUAUUAAACUAAGCUUACUUAAAAAAUAAUAAUCAAACUUGGCAGGACUCAGACUCCACAGACAGAAGAAUGAAGCAGGCUAAAAUUUUAAAAUUUGAUUUCCUUUAUUCCUCUGCAUUUAUCAGUUUAAUCAGCCCACAUUAGUUUUUCACAAUGAAAACAAUGUAUUUGCUUCCUUUUGUUUCCCACAAUGUUUUUUUUUAAGUACCUGUAGUCUUGAAUAGUACUUGACUAAAUGCCAAAGUCACCUCUCUCUUAUUUCACAAAGGUGGAUGCCACAGCAGUGCAUCGCAUUGACAGCCUUGCAGCUCUGAGCAUGGACCGGUCUGGACUUAUGCGGGAAGGGCUUAGAGUCCCCAGCAGUAUUGUCUAUUCCAGUUUGUGUGGACUUGGCUCAGACAAGCCCCGGGACACUACAAGUGCUAUUGCUGGCCUUGGAUUUGCUCCUGAAAGAAAUCCAGAGAUGCAGUUCAAGUCUAAUCCCACUGAAGCAAUUGAAAAUGCAGCUGGAAAACCCCCAAAUGGCUUCAGUGCUAUGUACAAAACGCCACCUGGAAUACAAAAAAGUUCGCUUCCGACUGGGGAGACCUUAGGCUUGGACAGAAGCUCAAGCGACAAACCGAGUCCUCUCAAUGUCAAUGGUGCUAGUUACCUAAGGCUACCCUGGGUAAAUCCUUACAUGGAGGGUGCUAUUUAUCCUUUUCUCGAAUCACCAAAUAAGUAUUCGUUGAACAUGUAUAAGGCCUUGCUACCUCAGCAGUCCAAUUACAGCUUGCCACAGCAUCUGACCUACUCGCCCGUAUGUACAAAUGGUGAACGUUUUUUAUACUUGCCACCUUCUCAUUACGUUGCUCCCCACAUUCCGUCAUCGUUAGCUUCACCAAUGAGGAUCUCUGCUGCAACCGCAGCUCCAGCUAUUCCCCCUCUAGGACACUGUCCAGAAAAGAGCUUGUCUUGGAAGAUGGGAGUCGGUCCCGGAACUCCUGUGGACUCUCAUGCCUAUCCACAUAUCCAGAAUAGCAAGCCUCCCAGAGUCCCUUCUGCAAAGCCAGCGGCUAGUAAUAUGCCAACAGACCCCACUGUUCUCUUGUCUCAUUCACCGAGACCAUCACCUAGAGUUCACCUCCCGACGCAGGUUGGGGACGCUUACUCGGAGUUUCAGAAACACUUUUCCAGGAUUUCGACAUCUCCUUCUUCAGUUACACUCCCAAAGCCAUACGUGAAUGUAAGCAAUGAGUUUCCUCCAAGAGUCUCCGGGGGGAAAGCUCCUAAAACACACGACACAGGCGAAAUCUCUCAGCAGCCUACAGUGCAUGCAAGGAAAACAGGUCACGACAGGAAGGACAGCAGAUCCCCUCCACUGUUAGAAAAACAACAAACUGUUACCAAAGAGAUUAUAGACAAACCAUUGGAUUUGUCAUCAAAAGUUGUUGACAUGGAGACAACCAAAUCUGAUCAUGUUAAGAAAAUGGCGCCAACUGUGCUGGUUCAUAGCAGGGCCGGAAGUGGCUUGGUUUUACCCGGAGGUGAUCUUCCAAAAGAAACCAUUUCUCCUGGAAGCGGUUGCCCUGUCUAUAGACCUGAAAUAAUCAGCACGGCGCCUUCCUCCUGGGUUGUUCCUGGUCCAGGUCCCAAUGAAGAUAACGGUGGUAAAAACAUGCAGUUGAAAAACAAAGCAUUGGACUGGGUGACGCCACAACAACGGAGUUCUUCUUGCCCUAGGAUGGGGGGUACAGAAGCAGUUGUCAGUAAUAUUUCAGGGUCUGUAUCAAGCGGAGGUCGCCCAGCAUCUGCUUCUCCUGCCCCAAAUGCCAAUGUCGAUUGCCCUAAGACGACUAGCUCAGUAGAGACCACUGCAUCUGUCAUACAGCACAUAGGACAACCUUUAGCAGCAGCAUCUUCAAAGCAUAGUAAUAAGGCAGCUAAAUGCAAUAAUCCAGAACCUAUCUUCAAAGCAAAUGAGAACACCCUUGCACCAACUUCCAUAUUUUUCCCUCCCAAUGAUGCAUUCCGAUCUCCACCAUUGCCCUAUCCAAGAAGCUAUCUCCCAUAUCCAGUUCCAGAAGGCUUAGCUAUAGGCCCUUUGUCUCUACAUGGGAAAGGACCUGUAUAUCCUCACCCUGUUCUGUUACCCAAUGGGAGUCUUUUCCCUGGACAUCUAGCUCCCAAACCUACCAUUCCAUACAGCUUGCCAGCCAGCAGAGGUGAGUUCAUGACCUACCAGGAUGCUUUGGGUAUGGGUAUGGUGCACCCAAUGCUGUUACCCCAUACAGCUUUGGAGCUGAAAGAUGAGAAAUCGGAAAGGAGGUCUAGAUCGCAUGAACGGCUCCGUUAUGAAGACCCUGCCUUGAGAAACCGAUUGCCUGAGAUGCUGGAAACCAGCACAAAACUACAUUUUGAAGUACCUGCAGACAGAAACACGAAAUUGCACCAAAGUUCAAGUCAUGGUAAAAAUACUACCAAAAGUGACAAGCACCUGUUUGCAGAACCGAGAGAGGAACAAGAUGUGAAAGGUGAAACGAACCUGACGAAACCUAGCUUUCCUGUUGAAAGCAGUAAUCAAGCAAGCGACCCCACAAAGCACAAGGUAGAACAAGGCUUCCCCCACAGAGAUUUCAUUGUGAUGAGAGAAGACUGUGGGAGAAGCAAUUUCCAUGAAGUUUAUAACUUCAAGCAAGCCCAGAGCCCACACCCAUCGAUGUUCAACUUAAGGAAAGAGGACCUUUCCUUAAGCCAGAAUAGGGAGAGGUUAACGGUUCCCACUUCCUCUGUGUUCUUGGAGGCUGCUCACGGAAACGAUGGCCUAGCUAUGUCCUUUUGCAAAAUGCCAGAUGAUGCUAAACAGCUUUGUAUGGGAAACACGCAGUCAAGUAUGGAAGUCAGUCAGGCAUACGCCAAAGAGGGAACUGAGGGCGCGGAACCUAAUGAUGGCAAAUUCCUGAAACCUAAGCCAUCUAACCUGGCAAAGAGAAUCGCAAACUCUGCUGGUUACGUAGGUGAUCGAUUCAAGUGUGUUACGACAGAACUGUAUGCAGAUUCUAGCCAACUUAGUCGAGAACAGCGGGCUCUGCAGGUGAGUUCUGAGGCUUAACUACCAAAGCAGUUUUUAAAAAAACACAGUUCACAGUUGAGAAUGAAAUAUGUACAACUCUAUAAGUCUAUCUUGAACUUAACUAGCAGUGGUAAUCUUGUGUAUAUUUGGGUUCUGCUAUGAAGCCAGGGGUAUUGGAGCGUUAAUAGAUAAGAAUUAUAUGUAGUUAAUUGGUGUAACAAAUAAUUUAAUCUCAUAAGCGUAACAUGUAGUAGUGAAAGGAAGCUGAAGAAUGCAUGACAUGUUUGUUUUUAAAGGUAGUUUGCUAUAGCUUGCCUGUGUUUGGCUAGCACUAUUAAAUACCAAAGGAAAGGCAGAAGUUCUGAUGAUUAUUUCAUACAGGACAUUUGAUUAAAAAGGAGUAGCAGCCAUAUGUUAGCGGGUUUAAUGCAACUUCUUUACCAAGCAGAAAUGUAGCUUAAAGGAAUAGAAGCUGUAGUGAAUUUGACGUUGAAUGAUGGCAAGUAUUGUAGGUUAUUUUUUAGAUUUGUGAAAGAAUUGAGUUAAGCCAAAUUGUUUUGCGUUGUUAAAAAAAGAAAGAAUUAGUUGAUGCUUAUAAAAAUGGAUGAAAUUAUCUAAAAUUUAAAUGAUCCAUUGAGUGCCCAUUUUAAUUACAUAGAUGGAAGGAUUACAAGAGGACAGUAUUUUAUGUCUACCUGCUGCUUACUGUGAGGUCAGUUCUUCAAAUUUUUAUUACUAGAAUCUUGCAUAAACCUUUGAGUUAAAAUUUCAUUUCCAAGUACACAAAGGGAAGUUGUGGGCCAUGGUCAUCUUUAUUCAUUGUUCAGUUUAUGUUUUGUUUCUUUGUUAUACCUCUCAAAAGACAAUGCUUUUUAAUACACAUAUAUAAAUAAAUAUAUAUAUAUAAAAUGCUAUUUACUUUUAUAUAUGGAAGAACUGUAUAUCAUUUGUGCAUAGAUACUACAUGCCUUGCAUAUUGAACACAUGGCAUUUUAAAACUUUAUAUAGAAUUGCGUGUAUCUCAAAACUUUGGGUUUGAGCAGAUAUUUUCUUUCGGAAAUACUUUUCAUAGAAGGUAAGGUAAAUGAAGUAGCUCUUAUUGUGAGGUGUCUUUCUUCCCCAUAUCAAUUCUCUUUCUAGCGUGCAAUGAUGCGCUUCUCAGAGUUGGAGAUGAAAGAGAGAGAAGGCCACGUAGCAACCAAAGACCCGGAGGUCUGCAGAUUCAACCAAGCAGACUGGGAAAACUUGAAAGGAAAUAAUGAAAAGAAACCUAAGUCUGUCACUUUGGAAGAUGCCAUUGCUGGGCAAAAUGACAAUGACAGAUGUAAGCAAAGUUUUUAUAUGCCUUUUUGAAAUUUCUGUGUGCCUCCUGUAGUCAUUUAGAGCAAAACAUGGCAAUGCCAUUACAGUGGUACCUCGGGUUACAUACGCUUCAGGUUACAGGCUCCGUUAACCCAGAAAUAUUACCUCGGGUUAAGAACUUUGCUUCAGGAUGAGAACAGGACACUGUGGCGGCGGUGCGGCAGCAGCAGCAGGAGGCCCCAUUAGCUAAAGUGGUGCUUCAGGUUAAGAACAGUUUCAGGUUAAGAACGGACCUCCGGAACGAAUUAAGUACUUAAUCCGAGGUACCACUGUACGUAGAUGUUAAAGCAUUCAGCUCCAAAAAGCUGCUGCACAGUCAUAGCAAUACCUACUGGGUGAUAUACAACAUUAGUCAUAGAGUAGACCAUUUGAUAACAGUAGAUGUCAGUGGGUCUUCUCUGAAUAUGACUAAUGUUGCAUAUCGCCCACUAAGUUUCCCUUGACAAGAAGUGAAAACAAGUUUCUUUCAUGUAAACAUUUGUCAACUGCAGCUCGUCGUUUGUGUAGCUUAAAUGUUGCGUCGGUCUUAGUGUGGGUUCUCUGUUGUCUUAAGCAGGGAGAAAGGAAGACAGGUAAUGGGAGGGUUGAGCUAAGUCAUAUAAUCAGAAAACCUUCCAUUUAGUUAUUUGAAGAGUGUGAACGUUAACAUUGUGUGUGUCUUGUUGCUUUUUUUGCAGAAAGCCACUGCAAUGUGGUGAUCUGUAUUGUGUAGUAGAAGCCUGCCCUCUCCCUCCAUAUCAGCAAACUGUUCUGUGCACAAAUUUUCCAUUCAUAGGCUUGUCAACUUCCAUCAGACCAGUAAAGAAUAAAACUAUGCCAUGAAUCAACAGGGCCAGCUGGUGUGGCAGCACCGUAGUUCUGAACUCCUGCCAGCACUGCUGCUUGCUGCUUACUAGGGUGAUGUGGGAGCUGGGCAGUGGUGACGCCAACGCAGCCUGGCCAUACUGGUGGAGCCAAUCUAGUGCCCCAACAGCUGCCCAUUACCUUUUAAAAUUGGGGGUGAUUUGUUCUUGAUUUUGGCUGUAUUCUUCCCACCAUUAGAAUGGAAGAAGUACCUGCUAAUUUCUAAUGAUUUCAGCAGCAGUAAGUGUGCAAUGAACAAAAAGAUUGGAGGGUUUGUCGCUUCAGUGUCUCUAAACCUCUUCAGAUGUGAGAACCUAUUACUUCUCCCUUCCCACAAACUUGCUAAUAGAAAAAUGGGUGUUCUUUAGAGUGUGUGUAACUUUGUGGGGGCUGGUCUGCCAUGGCUGGUAAACUGAGUCAAUAAGAGAUGUUAAUUACAAGUUGCUAUCCCAUAAUGGGUUGGCCACAAAUUCAUAUAUUCAUCUAUAAAAUCCAGAUCUACAGGCAAUGAUUUGCAUGCUUCCAAUUGACGUGCAACCUCGCAUUGCAGUGACCUGAAAGUGCCUGGGGAAAGGGGGCAGGCAGGAACGGAACCCCUGUGUAAACCAGUUGUUGCCUGUAUUUGAUAAACACUGUUAAUCCAGCAUAGAACAAGGUUGGGGAGCACUUGGCUGGUCUAAGACUCUUGAAGAGAGUCUUCUCUUCUCAGCUGUGCUCAGCAGAGUUUAGGUAGUUGAAGAAUGCAUCCUAGGCUUCCUUCUGAACCUGGAGACCUGACGCCCCAUUCUGCUUGCUCCUCCUCCUCCUUUUUGUGGCUUCCUUCAGUUUCAGUAAAUGCUUGUGCUUCAGUGCACUCCCCAUGAGCCCUGAAAACUCAAAAGUGCUGUUCAGUUAAAAGGAAAGCAGUUGCAGUCUGUCUAUUCCCCCAGCUGAUACAGUGGGUGGAGGGGCAAUUCAUACACAUCCUCAUCAAGCAGUAGGGUGAAGGGAAGAGCUGUCUUUUUGAAAGGCAGCUGGAGCCCAAGAAACUAAUGGUGUGAGGAAGGAAGGGAAGGGCAAAUCAGGGUUUGAAUAAAAGAAGGAAGGACACAAAAAGGUCUCUCAACAUGGAGGUUGAUUGGGUGCAUAUCAUGCUGCGGGGGAGGCAAACAUCUGUUUUGUGAAGGGAGCACAAUGUUGCUGUGAUCCUGCGGGUGCAGAUGUGAGGACGAAUUCUGUUGGAAUGGGUUAUCUAGGAACACAAUUCAGGUUAUUUACUCCACUGCAACUGUUCUUGUAUGCAUGCAAGUGUCAAGUUUUAUGUAAGAUUGAGCGUAACUUGACACUUUACGUUAUCCAGCAGUGGCAUUUUUUUCUUCCAAGUUGACAUUUACUCCCUGCUAUGAUGCCUCAUUCUUCAAGGCACCAUUGUUUCAAAGGCACUGAAAUCUUUGGGAUGUUGUUGUUACUAAAAUUAUUUUUUAUUAUUGACAACACCAACAACAUCUCAAAGAUUUCAGUAGUUGCUAUUACUAUUAUUAUUUAUUAUUGAGUGGUUUCUCUAAAAAAAAGGAGUGGCCAAAACAAAAUCAGAGUGGAAUUCAAACUCAAUGAACACCAGGCAGUAUAAACAGUUUUUAUAGCCUGCCUAAAACUAGGGAAUGAGUGCCACAAAUAGGAUGCACCAAUCUAGGCUCUCUUGAGGAUGGAACGUACAACAGGGUCCCUGAAAAUGAAAAUGGGCAUUGUAUUCUUUUCUGUUAUUUUCAUUUGCUUUUGCAAAAGGUGAGAGGGGUGGAGUAUCUGCACUUUUAGGUUUGCUGAACUAACAGGAUUUUAUCAGUUCUUUAAAAUUUGCAGUAUUUAGAACACCUGUGUGCAAGAAACAAAUAGUUGAUAAAAUUGAUUACACUAUGUCUUGGAGCCAGAUUACAUAUUGCUGUUGCCAGGGGAUUGGCAUCAUGUGGCAAGGUUUUCAUUUCCUGCGGCUAUUAGAUUCAGCUGUACUCACUGCAUCAAUCAGGGCCAUCAGGAGAAUUUCCCUGCUUCUGCUCCACGCAAUUGGUGGCCAUUGAAGGGGGAGGGGCAGGACAACUCACUACCUGAUUAUCUUGAUGCACAUAGUAAAUACUAUCAAAUGUUAUCUCUGCAGGGAGGCAAAGGUGCCAUAGGGUUGUUGAUCCCCACAGUGACUGUCCUAUAUAAUUCGGUUCUUUUUUCUUCUUCUUUUUUUUCUUCUUUUUUUUUUUAAUAAGUUUUUAUUGUUAAAAUAGUUCAUCAUUGAUACACAUAUACAAGCAUACAAACAUACAUUUCAUACAAUCCUUAAAAGUGUUCAAACAUACUUACACUCAAUCCCACAAAUAAUUCCUUUCCCCAUCACCAUCCACCACCCCUCACCCCACCUUUGUGUUUGACUUCCAAUCUACUCAAUUACAAUUUCUUUCCACUUCUAUUACUUUCUUUCAUACACCUUUAGCCUAAUUUCAUACUUCUUUUUCUAUUACACAUUGUUAUCCAUCUUAUUUGAUAUUUCAGUAUUUGAAACGGAACUUGUUUAUUCUAAUAGGAGUUCUGAUUUUUUGAUAUGAUUUUGCAAGUAUCUUUUAAACACCUUCCAGUCCCUAUCUAUCUUUUCUUUUGAAAUCCUUCCAAUUUCUUCCAUUGUUUUGGAUAUAUUGUACUACUCCAAAAAUUUGGCAAGCCACUCUGUUUUUGUCGGUAUUAUACCACUUUUCCAGUUUUUCGCAAUCAAUAGCCUUGCUGCUACUGUUGCGUAUAAAUAUAAGGUCUUAUCUUCUUCCUUUAGGCUUCCUGGUACUAUUCUCAAUAGAAAACCUUCUGGUGUUUUCCUAAAUGAGUAUCUAAACAUUUUUUUCAUUUCAUUAUAUAUUAUUUCCCAAAAUUGUUUGAUGUUUAAACAAUUCCACCAUAUAUGUAUCAUAGUACCUUUUCCCGUGUUGCAUCGCCAGCAGACAUCGCUACUCGGUUCUUAACUUCCAUGUAAUGUGAUUAACUUCAAGUUACUUUGACGUGGCAGUUUGUGAUUUUUGUUUAUGUGUGGACUGAUAAGGUGUUUACAAAAUAAAAGUUUUGUGCACAUCACAGGGCUUAGCUUUGCAAAAAAGUUUCGACACACAAAGGCUGGAAUCUUGUCAAUUCUGUUCUGCUUAGGCCUUAGGGAAUAGACAUACAGUGGUACCUCAGAAGUUGAAUGGAAUCUGUUCCGGAAGUCCAUUCGACUUCCAACACGUUUGAAAACCAAAGCACGGCUUCUGAUUGGCUGCAGGAAGCUCAUGCAGCCAACCGGAAGCCACAGAAGCCACAUUGGACAUUCGGGUUCCAAAGAACAUUUGCAAACCAGAACACUUACUUCUGGGUUUGCGGCAUUCGGGAGCCAAAGCGUUUGACUCACAAGGCAUUUGUGAACCAAGGUAUGACUGUAUUGAUUUCAGCAAAACGAAAGAAUGAGACUACUGCAGACUAAGCCGUCUGCAGGUGGUAAAGGAAGGCUGAUUGCAUAAAGUUUUUAAAAAUUAAUAAACAAAUUAAAACCAAUGUGGUAGACGAGAUGCUUAAAAGUGCAUUUUUCUUUGAUGUGGUGAUGUCUAUGGUUACUAUGCCUGCAAAGCACGGAAAGUUUUCACAGCAUCACUACAAAAUUUGCCACGUCUAUUCACUUUUUGCUCCUUGCAACAGCAGCUAGUAAAGACAGCUGAGCAGAAAGCCUUUAGCAUUAGGUUUUUGGUACUUCAGGGCAUUUUGAACCUAAGCACCUGACAUUCAUCAUGCCAAUUGGCAUAAGUACCUGAUGCGGUCAGAAAGUUUUCAGGUUCAGCUUUUCCCAUGGAGAGUUGCUGUUAUUCAGUUGAUCAGUGUCUUACAUCUAAUGUUACCAUGUUUAUAGUCAGUCUUGAGAGCCUUAAAUCUGGAUAACAUUUUGAUCUUUAGUAGCAUAGCUGGGAGCUUAACAAAACAUUGCAGUGUGGAGUAUUCCUAUUCAGGAUUCCAGCCAGCCAUGUCUCUCCCAAUGGUCUCCAUUCUGCCUGUUCCCCAAUUUUCUGCCCCUCGCCAGACAUUCAUUGUUUUGUGGCCAUUGAGCAAGCUCUGUCCUUGUUGGGCUGUUUUGGGUGGUUUUCCAUUCCCUUCCUCCCCUGCCCCCUAAAUAUUUUUUAUUAUAUGUCCACAAAUCUUGGGGCUUCCACAAGCCUUUUGAUACUUCCCUCUUGUGUGUGGAUGGUGGUUCUUUUUGGCAACAUAAGGACGGGUCCUGAGAGUUCACUAUUCUUAUGUACAAUGUGACUUGGAAAAGGGGUUUACACAUACAACAGAAUGGAUUGUACACAGACUAUAGUGAGGUGAGGUUUCUUUUUUGAAGGUUUUUCUAUGUGUAAAAAGACCCUCAAAUACAGCCGUCUACAAUUAGAAAACUAUAGAGGCCAGUGAGAUCCUUUCUCUCUACUGUGUUAGUCCCCCCCCCCCCGGUGAGGUGGGGGCAUUUACAAAUGGUAACCUCACUUGCCAUCUGAUGUGCUAUAUUAUAGUCCACUUUACCACUUAAUUCUGCUGCCUGUUACCUUCUGGAUUGGUAGAUUUCUUUGCUUUGCUUUUUUCGUUUAUAGAUCUGAGAUUGGACAGAAUGUUCUCAGGCCCUUAUGGGAACUGUUAGCUGCCUCCUUUGGGGCUCUUAUAUACCUAUGGCAAACUUUUAUUAUCAUUACUUUAAAAAAACCCCAAGUUAAAAAUAAAAAAAUCCUGGUAAAAAGCAUUCUUUUCUCCACCUUUCCCCCCCAAAUACCAGCAAAACAAAGUUAGAUGUGAUAGUAAAAGACUGAGUACUGGUGAUUUUCCUUAUCUCUGACCGAAGUGGAAUUAGCUGAGGCCAUGAAAGGCUUUGGCAUGUCUUAAGUUCUCCGAGGGAAGGUUCUUGCCAAAGCAGGAAGUCUGUGGAGAAGUAAGAUGCCCCAUUGGUUCUCAGUGCUGCUAAUUAUCUGAACAAAGGUGGUCCUUCCCCCCCCCGCCCCGUUUGUGGGCCCACUCCAUACAUGCAGCCACGUGAGUUAUUAGUGAGUGGGGCGGGGAACCUAUGAGGUCCGGGUGGUUUUUAAAAAACUCUAUAGGAACCCUUUUUUCAGUGCAGAGUUGUGCUGGCUGAGUAAACCCUUUGGGGAGCCACUUGCUCAAGCAUCUUCCAACUAGGAUUAGGUGGUGCUAGAGGCCAGCCACCUGGGUCACUGCAGCAGACCUGAAAUGGUGAGAGGGAAAGUCUAGGCUAGGAAGAGAUUGCAUGUCUGCAGGUAACUGUCUGUACUUCCCUUCCUUACAGCAAGAGUAGUUGGGCUACUGUGAAUUUAUAUGAGUGGAGUCUUUUGUGGUGUGCAUAUGGAACUGCCACACUCAGGCAGAGUCUCAUUCAAGCAAGCAAAAUGCUGGGGAGGUAGAAGCAUCUGCCUGCUCAAGUGCAGCCUAGAACAUGCCUAAUAUAGUGGAAGAAAGGCUGUAACACUUGCCGGCAGUUUGAGUCAAGUUUCGGCAAUGCCCAACUCCUAGGUCUGGUUGCUAAGUUUAAAUGGUCUGAAUAAAAGCUGUGGCUCUCACAGGAUUGGUCAAAGUGUUAAUUUCUGUUUUCUAGAUUCAUCCUUAAUAAUCAGCUAAUUAUUUUCAUUCUCAUAAGUGCGCUCUGAAUGUUUUUUCUGGUGCAGUGGUGCAAAACAAAUUACAGCAAUGUUCAUUGUGCUGCCUGCAGACAGAUUGGUGCAAAUUUAUUUCAUUUUAAAUAAUUUUUAUCCAUGCAUCGACAUGUACUGAAGCAGACUUAGAAUUGAGGCACAGAGAGAAAGUUUCCUAAAACCAAUGAUUCAUCUGACCUCCAGGAUAUUUCCACUGCAUUUGAAAAUGCGUAGCAAUUCUCUACCGGUGAAUUGCAUAAUUUUGGGGGGGGGGGUGUGGUAGAGGGCCAAACGGUGCCAGGUACAUCCAACCUGAAAAUGCGAAAACCGAAAUGAGAGGCAAGCCUCUGUAUUCUUUUUUCCAGGGAGUUUAAAAAUCAGGAGGAACGGGGAGAGCCAUAGCAAAAACUGCUUUGUUGCCAAGAAGACUUGUAAACGUUGCUAUGGAGAGCUUCUUUCCCACAAAUGUGAUAAAUUAUGGGAUGUUUUCAGCAGAGGAAUGAUUUAAGCAGCCUGGUAUAUGGAUCCAUUUGAAAUGGGCAUGGCGGCUUAAUAGUGCUAAAAGGAAGUGUCAUUCGUUCUUUGAGAAAUACUAUAAUUUUUAGGCAUCCUGACCCUUUUUAAGGCUUUAGCUGCUGCAGCGUGACCACUGUUGUGCACCAAAGAAACCUAAAGUGGGACAACUAGUGGAACAAUGAAUCUUCCCCGCAGGCCAUGGAGCAAAAGCAGUGAGAUCCAUAACCCUUUUCCUAUUUGUUUUGGAAAGCAGAGUGCUGAAGUAUAGGAUGAUUCCUAAACUACCUGUCUGCUGCAAGAAAUAAAUUAACCAAUUAAAAAGCUCUUGCAAGUACCAAGUACUCAUUUGCAGAGGAAGCUCUGGCUGGGUCUCUGCAUGAUUCACUGCUGUGGACUUGCCUCCUUCCAAUCAGCCUCUGCUGAUUGGCAAGUGAUCCUCUUGCAUCUCUGCUUCAGAUGUCAUUGGAUCUUUCAAUCAUUCCUCAUGCAGAAAUUCAGCAGCAUUACUCAAGCUCAAGAGGAGGCUACCAAUUGCCUCUUUGCAAGAGUUGCUGCUCUAAGCUGGCCCUUCUGGUCAAGAAGCACCCCUGACUUCAUGACCCUGUUGAGACAAAGGCAUAGUUUCCAGUGAGGGGGAUAAUUGUUACUCCUGCCUUCAACCUCUAAAGAAGCAAACAUUUUUCAGGUGUAAGGGUGAUGUAUAUCAACUUUAAUUCAGGAGAUAAGUGUUGUUCAACUACCAGAAUGUAAGAAAACAUUGGAGUAGAUGAUUUUAAAAUGCACUUGUUGUUUAAAAUGAAUUUAUGAACAGUGGGUAUAAUGUACGACAAGCAGAAGAGAAAUGCUUAUAUCUGUCAGGCUGUUAGGAAUUAUAUUGAGAAUGAAUCCGUAGCAUGUUGGAGAUAUCUGGAUUCCUCAAACCAAACUUCUUUAUUUUUAACCCAAGAAUUUAGGAGAUUUGGGUGAGUGGGUGGGAACUAAAUUAUGAUCUUUACAUUUGACAUUGUGCCUCUGAUAUUUUCCAUUUAUUCUACAAUAAGUUCAACCUGUCUAGGAAUAUUUUUCCAGGGCUGUCAUUCUCUUUCUGCUGCUUUAUAAGGUUCAUGAGGAAGAGACAUACACAGAAGUUGUUCAUUCUUUUGGGAGGAACAGACUAAUUCAGUGCUUCUCCAUUGCUCUGACAGAUACUUUUCAUUUAUCUCAUUUUGGGAAGAUCAAGGCCAUUUUGGGGAGAUUGCUCAGAAUGAACAAGACUGUUAAGCACAAUGAAAAUGCAAAGUGACAAACAUUUAUUUGUCUUGCAUGCUUGCCAGUGAUAAAAAAAGCCAAAUCCAUGAUUUGUUGUGGAGGAAGAAAUAAACAAAGGUGGAAACAUCCUGCAUGUGGCAGAAGUAUAGGAUAGCUGAUAGUUUGUAUUCCUUCAUGUAGGGCUUGGAAUAGGGAUGUAUUACUCUGUCAAUUUCGAUUCCUUAUUUUUCCAGUCUUAAAUUCUGUUUGGCCAAUUUCUGUUGUCAUUCAUGUGUGUUUUUUUAAUUUGCAAGAAAUAAGUUAUCUUACUAUACAUAUUUUUUGCAAGCACUUUUCCCAUAGGUAAUACAUUUUUAAUGUUAUUUUCACUAACGUAAGCAUUUUUCUUUGUGCUUUUCUCAAUACACAUUUUUGUAUGCAUAUUUUGGUUGGAGAGCUGCACUGUAAAAUUCAGAAAAGCAGGAAAUUUGAUGCGUAGUUGUGCUUUGGCUUUCAUAUGGAUUCAGGAAGUGAAAAUUACCGUAGUUUCAAACCAAACAAAUAUCUCUCCCCUUUCCCUAGACUUGGGUAAUAUAUUUAUUAUACCUAUUUGAUAGAUAAGACGUGACUUUCAGUGCAUACUCUGAUGUAAACCCAAUUGAGUUCAAUGGGGCUUACUUCUAGGUAAGUGUCUUGGGUUGCAGUUUGGGUCCCGUUUAUUUCCAGUGCAGGUAAGAGUGCAUGUGAAUGGUGUAUAGUCCUAGGGUAUUUACUCUGGUGUAAGUUUCCCUGAGAAGUAACUUCCAUUAAAUUCAGACCCAUAGGAAUGUAGUCUAAGUUGGGCUUAGCUGUGACUAACAUAGGCUGGCUUUUGCCAAUUGUGAUAUACUUUUGGAUGAGGACACUGGAUAAUUUUAGAGUCUGGGUGGUCUAAUAACAUUUCCUAAAGAAGUUCCCGGGGUCAGAACUAAACUGAAGAAAGGAAACGUGUCUGCUACCAUGUUUGAAGAAGAUAAAGGACUUCAUUUUUAUAAUGAAGUGAACUUGCUUGUUUCCUGUUCGCAUAUACUUAAAAGGUAAAGGUAAAGGUACCCCUGACCAUUAGGUCCAGUCGUGAACGACUCUGAGGUUGCAGUGCUCAUCUCGUUCUAUAAGCCGAGGGAGCCGGCGUUUGUCCGCAGACAGCUUCCGGGUCAUGUGGCUGGCAUGACUAAGCUGCUUCUGGCGAAACAAGAGCAGUGCACGGAAACACUGUUUAUCAUCCUGCUGGAGUGGUACCUAUUUAUCUACUUGCACUUUGACAUGCUUUCGAACUGCUAGGUGGGCAGGAGCUGGGACCGAACAACGGGAGCUCACCCUGUCGUGGGGAUUCAAACCGCCGACCUUCUGAUUGGCAAGCUCUAGGCUCUGUGGUUUAGACCACAGCGCCACCCACGUCCCUUCACGUAUACUUAAGGCAAAGUUAAAAAUUAUUUGUUGCUCCAAGUAUGAUAAGUGUACUCUGGGCAACAAACAGUCCUUGAAGUAGACUAUUUUCAUUCUUGCUGUGGAAUGCAAGGUCGUAUUUUAGUUUCUGUGUUAUCAUGGUUGGACUGAAGCUGGAAGAUGCAUGCAAUUUUGUGGUGGUAGAUUUGGAAUGCAAGAAAGACCUGAAAUGGCCUUAUCCUGAGGAGUUGUAAGGAAAGCUUGCAUAAAACACACACAUGCAGCAGAUGGUUACUUGACUUCACCAUCUCUGCAAAUUCAGGGUCUCCUUUUUGCCUGAUUUUUAGAUGUAGGGAAUUCCCAGAUUGUUAAAGGAGGGAAAUGACCUUGUUGUAGGCUGAUAUUCCUGUGUGCUUGCUUAUCUGUAAGAAGAACUGUCUUUGAUUUAAAGCUCCUUCCCUCCCCAAACAGAUUCUCAGUAGGUAGCAAACUGGUACGGAAUGCUAAUAAAAAAGUUUAGUGAAGUCAUCUUCUAUCAGGCUCUUGUGGUAGAGCAGAAACUUUCCCCCUAUAUUUGACUUCUUAGUUGCUGGACUUAUCAGUCAGUUGGGUUUUGUUUUGUUUUUAGCCCUGUUUCAAUUUCACAUAGAGACUGGUUUGUUGACCAAAUCCCUGUGUGCAUUCCUGCCCCCCCCCCCCGGGCCCUUCUGUUACUGCUGAUUCUGAACUGCAAGUGUAGCACACAUGUGGGCAUAAUGUGCUUUUUAAAAAUCCACUGUUGAUAGAAUGGGGGUUAGGGGUUGGUCCAAACACCUGAACUUGUUUUAGAAACUGGACUUAGGCUGAUUCACAUCUCUAACCCAAAUCCUAAGUGAGAAGGUGGUGGCAUCAGAGGAAAUGGUAGAGAACCUAUUCAGCAGAUUUUUGUUAUGGUUCAGGUCAAAAACAGGUUAACAGCCUGGAGUGUAAUCCAUCUGAGGUCCACUGGAGCUCUUGUUAUUCAAGGCCCAUUGGAACUAAUGAUGGUUAUAUGGGAGCUGUGCUUGAUGGUUGUAUGCCUUAAUGUUUCGUUUAAAUGGUUGGUCUAUUGGUUUAAGCUUGGUUUGCAAAAUUCUUAUGUAACUAUGAAUUAAUACUCCAGAACUAAGGCCCGGGGGCCGGAUCCGGCCCAAUCGCCUUCUAAAUCCAGCCCAUGGACGGUCCAGGAAUCAGUGUGUUUUUACCUGAGUAGAAUGUGUCCUUUUAUUUAAAAUGCAUCUCUGGGUUAUUUGUGGGGCAUAGGAAUUCGUUCACCCCGCCCCCAAAUAUAGUCCGGCCCCCCCACAAGGUCUGAGGGACAGUGGACCCAGCCUCCUGCUGAAAAAGUUUGCUGACCCCUGCUCUAGAGUCAUAUUUCAGGUUUACUUAUAAUCUUCAAAACAAGGACUUUUCUCUGGGCUAGCAACAUCCCAAUCCUCUAAAUAUUUGCAAGAAGCUUGCUAGUAUUCACUAAUGAAGCUUUAUACAAAAUUAGAGCGAAUGCUUUCUUCCAGCAUCCAGUCAAUAGAGCAUCAAAUAAUAAAGACUAUGAAACACCACCAGUCAAGUCUUUAUACCAGAGGAAAAAUAAGUUGUAGUAUUUUCCUUCUUUCCAAGUUUGCAAAUCCAAACGUUUUGUAGAUUUGAUCCAGUGUUGUGUGCCUUGCUAGAUGCAAACAAAUUUCUAUACCUCAUUUUCUUCAUUAUCUGUAAGAGAUAAUAUAUUUCAGCAAAAUCACACAUGCUAAAAUAGGAAGUCUCAUGUGUGUCAUAUUGAGAUAUACACCCCCUUUAAAAAAAAAAAAUCACACUAAGACUCGCCUAGAACUCUGUUAAGGGAAACACCUGUUUAGAUUGCUGGUCAUCAUGAGUUCAUCAAAGCUAAUGUUUGGAGCAUGAUGUUGUUCUCUUCACCCUAUAAUCUCAAUACAUGUUGAACCCGUCCUAUAAACCAGUCCCAGGCAAAACUUGUUUCAAUGUAACUAAAAAUAUUAUGAUAGGAGGGUAACCUAGUCCUAUUAAUCUGCUGUCGGUUUUAUCUGCAUGUAAAUCUAACUCAUAAUAAUGGCAACAACACUAAAUAUUGUGUAGAUUCUUGUGCUUUGACAUCAUCAAGUUUCAAUGUAAACGAGCUGCUCCUGUAAAUUGGCUCAGUUUAACCCUCACUGUUUUAUAAUCUUCCUUUGCUGGGUUUCAAAACUCAUUUCAGUCUGCUUUUUGAAGUAGCAGGUGUCAGGCAAACUUUUAAGAAGGGGGCUGAUGGAAGGAGAAGAUAAGGCAGGCAGCAAAAUGGAAGAGGAGGAAGUUAAGCGGGUGAUAAGAUUGAUGGGAUAAAUUAGAGGAGGAAUGUGCGGGAGGGUGGGAACAAAGGAGACCAGAGGCAGAUACAUGAGAAGAGGGCUCCGGCUGCAUCCUUUAAAAAAUCCUUAUCUACAGAGAAAGAUAAUGUGGGAAGGGCAAAGAAGCUUUAACAGGAUUGCACAGGGGGGAAAAAAAGUUUUUAAAAUUUAAAAAUUCAAGGUUCAAGGCGUGGGAUCCUUCUUACGCAUUGUUGAUAUACAACUUUGAUUUUUUUAGGUCUAGUUCAGAAAUGUUUGUCUGUUGGUUGAAGACUGUGGUUUUUGUUAUAUUGUAUAUAUCCUUGACUAAGGUUAAGCAUAACCUUGAGGAUACAAAAUGUCAGCCAGGUUUUCAAGGCCUGCUGCACAAAAGGAGGAAAGUUGUAGACUUUUUGAAGACGAGUGGCAUUGCAAUAUGUUAACUGCACUACUAAAUCCCCGAAUACGUGGAUACUGGUGGUGUCAUAGGUCAGAGAGGGCCACCUUCAGCGUCAGCCUAAUUUCAUGCAGGUUGCAGGGGCAGGAAGCAGAGAGAGUGAGCAAAUCAGAUUGGCCCUUCUCACUUUUCACUCUGGCCCUCAGUAUGUGGCCCCUGAUUAAUUACUCUCCAGGGAACGUGACUCUCAACAGAAAAGGGUUUCCCAUCCCUGCAAUAAGUGUUUCCAGCAGUUCAGGUUAUGGUGUAUCGUCACACGUCUUUCAUUCCCUGGGUUUGCAAAUUUGACUUGGAGCCGCUAGAAUUAAUUCAUGACAACUGGUUAUUUUGCAUCAUGAGAAAAAUAAUAUUUUGCAUCAUACCUACUUUUCCUAGUGAAAUACCAGCAAUAUUAGUGUAUGUCUAGUUUUCCUGUUGGUCCUUGAUGUAAUAAUAUUCAUCCUUACCAAAAUCCAUAGUUGUGUCUAAACUUUUUCAUCUACUUUGUAAAUUCUCUUUACAAGCACGUACUUGGUGCUACAAUUGCUCUGAAGAGAUGGAAGCAAUUGCGCGAGAUGCUCGUUGAGUUAGUGAUGUGGUAACCCUUUUUGUUUUUUGUUUUGUUUUUAAAUGAAGGUGAUUUUCAUAAUACAGAGAGCACCCAGGACCACGGUUUUGAAGUUCCUGAGGAGAAAGGUCCUCCAGCAGACAGUUGUGUGGAGAGACUUACUGUAUAUGAAAAGGCCAGCGACCAGUCCGCAGAAGAUGUCAACCAGGUCCUGUGCCCCCACCAGGACAGGAAGCGUAAACAUUCUGGUGAGAAAAUGCAGAACGAUGGAAGCCUGAAAGAAAACUUUGUAGAGGAGCAGGAAGAUGAAUUUGCAUCAAAAGCAAAAAAGAGGAAGAACUCCAAAGGUAACCCGGCCAAGUUGGUCACUCUUUAAGGCAUGGCUUGUGAAGUGAACACUCUUUGGAUUAACCUAUGUCCAUUUAUGACCUGUGUUGUGCCAAUCCCAAAUCCUCGCCUGAAUUAUGUUUGGGUACCUACAAGGUACAAGAAUAGUCAUUGGACAACGUAAUCUUUGGCCAAUGCAAAUUGCUGUAGUGCAUGCAAACCCCUCCUGAGCUAAUCUUUUAAAAAUGCAUAGUGUGGUGGUGAAGCUGAAACAAUCUGCCCCACAAGUGAACUAUAGCUUUUGUUUCAAGUUGAGGGCCUUUUGAUUAAUUUUUAGUUAUUUUUCCAUUAGAUGACUGGCCUGAGAGGGAAAUGACAAACAAUUCCUCUAACCACUUAGAAGAGCCCAAUUGUAAUGAGGUGACCAACCUGAAGGUGUGCAUUGAAUUAACAGGGCUCCAUCCCAAAAAGCAGCGUCACCUGCAGCAUCUUAGGGAACUGUGGGAGCAGCAGGUGUCACCAGAGAGAUCCCCACCCGGCAAGUUGGGCCGGCAAAGCAGGAAAGAUUUAGCUGAGGCUGUUCAGCCAGAGGCCACUGCAAAGGUCAAAGACUGCACAGAAGAAAGGCACACCAAGAAAAGGUCAGAGGUCAAAAGCAAUAGAAGUUGGUCUGAAGAGUCCCUCAAAACAAGUGACAAUGAACAAGGUAUGCAGAGAUUACUAGGGAAAUCUAGCAUUACUUAGUGACGCAUGCUGCCACCAGUGCUAAGAAGCUGUCAGUAGUUUUUUGGGUAGAAGUUUUAUAUUAUAUUAUAUAUAAUAUAAAAUUUUACUAUGACCAUAUAAAGGACUUAAAGUGCCACUAUUAAACCACUUAUGCUUGUUUUGCCAAAUCUGUAGUGUGUGGUGCUAAUUGUGUUUUAAUGCCACAUCCUAGAUGUGUGUGCUGUCUGUGUCGUGUGAUUCCCUCCCCGCUUCAAAUUGGGGGGGGGGAGGCGGGAAAGAGAAUACCAAAAACCUAAAAUAUUUUUGUCUGUAGGUUCUUUUUGGUCAUUUUUGCUUUUUGAUAUUCUUAACAGUUUUUGACUUCAUAACAGUCCCCCCCCCUUCAACUUUACCAGUCAGGAAUGAUUUUGAUUUCAUAACAAUUUUUGACACGUAUGAAUGAGUGUAGAUUAAGGAAGAUAGUAUGAAGAGUACUGCGUCUUUUAACCACUUGUGGGAAUUCACUGCUCCAUUAGGUUUGAACUUCUGAGUUAAUUUUUCCCUGCUCUGGAAAGCUGGAGGGAAGAAAGAGGCCUCCUUGUGUUCCAUUCUCUUUAUGCCAGGAAAGGUGCACAGGUGUCUUUCCCCAAAUCUUUUCUGCUUUGUGGUUAAAUGCAGACUAGCUGAGUUCUUCUACCUAGCCUGCUUUACCACUUCUUUCUUCUCUUUCCUAAUUAGUCGUCGUCACUUUUGUAUAUACUGCAUCUUCUACACAUAGAUUGUACUGAAAACCAGUUCACAGGAAAUAAAAUGACAAUUUAAAUAUAACGACAAGCAACGUAGCUGUCAUACACAAUAAAAAUCUAUAGAAACCCACUAUAACAUUGAAAUAUAAGAUUUCAUCUCCAACUGGGAGCAGGUCUUUGAGAAAGAGCUUCUGAAGGUCAAAUUAUAUGUUAUGUUAAAUUCUUGUUUAACCCUUUCUCCUUGCACUGUUGUUCUGACUAAUAUCACUCCUCAGAGCUGCUAUAGGUACCAACAGCAGGUUCCCUGUAAGAGCAAAUAGCAGCUGGAGAAGGGAGGGAUUUUAAUCAGGACCGUGGUGCAGGGGGAAAGGGUCAAUGCCCUUCCCAUGUGCUGUACUCCAGAUCACAGCUGCUGUGUCUUAAAAUAAAAACAAAACCUGAAACAUAUUAAAUCAAAUCAUGCAUUUAAUGUAACACAUAGUUUGGCCUCUACCAUUUCAGACCGUGAUAGGCAGAGUUUUGGUUUUUUGUUUUUAUAUGGGAGAAAAUUCUGUUAUUGAGAGCAGAGAUCUGAAUCGUUGAACGUUCUCCCAUACAAAAAGACUCCCUGCGCCCGGAAAGCAAUCAUAUGGAAAAUGAGCCUUCUUUGCAACAUGCUAGUUUUCCAGGUAUGGGGAUAUUUAUUUAUUUUUGGAACAGAGGAACAUUGAAGUGCAAGCCCCUACUUCCUGCCUGAAAAGUCCAGCCACAAGUUUCACCCUGGUGAAAACUAGGCCUAAGUCUACAACAGCUAGAGGAUUCACCACUUUCUUACAUGUUUUUUAAAAAGUUUUUUUAAGACAAGAGAGAGAAUCCUUCAUUAGAUAGACAGAUCAGACUCAUGAGUCAAGCCCUUGGUUUCUAUUCCAUUCAGACAUUGCUUGAUCUUACAGAAACAGAAUUUAAGAAACCUUGAUCUGAUGCACUGUGAAUUCAGAUACAGUCAUACCUUGAGUUGAAUGCACUUCGUGUUACUUCCGGGUUUUGCCGCUCGCGCAUGCACAGACGCUCAAAAUGACAUCACGCGCAUGCGCGGUAGCAGCAAAACGCAACACGCGCAGAUGCGCCGUCACGUCUUUUGUGUUCCAUUCAGGAUGCGAACGGGGCUCCGGAACGGAUCCCGUUCGCAUCCCGGGGUACCACUGUAUUGUUCUUACUCUAAAACCACAGCUAGUCAUUCAUUUUUAUUCAUUUCAGUUGUUCUGUUGGUCCCUUUGGGGUUCUGAAGAAGUUUAGUUCUGAUUCCUCUUACCUGAAAAUUGUCAUGUAAACAAACUCAUCAUGAACCUCUUUGCUUUCUUUACAUUUCCUUCAUGUCUUAGGGAAUCCUUUUCUCUCUUCAGGCAUGGUCAGUAGAAUGUUACAAAAGUGGAAUGAACAUUGAAGCUAUGAGAAAUGCAUUGUUGGUAUUUUAGAGAAGCUGAAAAGGUCACUUAGGGUCAAUAUAUCCUGUUUCUGUACACGACAUCCUUGCAAAAGGCAACUCUUGAAAGUUAGGUCCUUGCAAUGCAGCAAACAGGAGAGACAGCUGCUUAAUGGUUAAGAGCCAUAGAACACUGAGAAAUUGCUGUUUGGAUCUAUGAAUCCCUUUUCAGAAUGCUGCAAGAAACAGACCCAAUGCUUUCCUCAUUUUUGGUGCACAAAGGGAGACUUUUUCAAAGGCAGAAAUGGGAAUUGGGCACUCAACCAGCGUUUCUGAUUAUGGAAACCGUUUCUGUGUCCUUUGAAUUUUACACUCCACUCUGCUCUACAAAAAGCAAAAAUGGGUUUCCUGAGGUGGAAAGGUUUCAGCAGUUCUAUACCUGAAAGAGCAGUAUAUUCCCACUUUGCUAGCAUGUCAUUACAGGUAAGGAAGCCUCUUCUCUCAUCUGCAUCCGUAUAAACAAGUACACUGAGAAGGAGGCCUGAUUCAUAUCUACUUUGCCACGAUGCUUAGAUGGUGCAGUGCUAGACUGUGUGGUUGUUUACUGUGCUUAGAUCUCGGAACAGCAAACUUUGUUUAGCAGAUGUACCCACCCAUUACAAUUACUUUUUAUCGCUUAUAGUCCAAAUGUGGAAUUGCUUAAUGCAAAUGUAAAAGUUUUAAAAUAAUGUGUCAUGUGUUAGGUGUGUGUGUGUGUUCUCUUUCCUUUCAACACACUAUGCAAUGUAUGAUGCCUUUCCUCCCCAUUUAGGUAUCCCUCCAUUCCCAGCAUCUCCGCACAUGAAGACCCUUUCAUCUACCAAUAUAAACAGCAAAAGGCAAGCCCAGCCAAGCUGUACUCCAGUUUCAAGGUUGGCUGCCAAGCAGCAGAAAAUUAAAGAAAACUGGAAGACAGAUGUGCUGUGCACAGACGAGGAAGAAGAUUUUCAAGCUGCAUCCCUGCUGCAGAAACAUGGCGACUGUGAGAAGCCACCAGGGAAACGUCAGUGUAAAACAAAACAUUUGGCACUGCAGGAAAGGAGAAGGAGGUCAUCCCUGACAGGAGAUGAUGUCACUGAUCUCGAAAGUGCUGAGGAGAAGGUAUCUUUAUUCCAACCCAGUUGUCCCACUAAUAUUUCAGGUUUGGCUAAUAUCAGCCACUUUAAACGCUUAGCUUGUUGUCUUAUGUAGUGGCCCUUCCAAGCCCUUUCUGUUUACUUUAAAACACAUUGUAUUGUUCUGCAGUGCUCAAUCCACUUUACUCCAGGACAAAUCUGUGAGGGCUCCUCAGAUUCUUUCAGGAUUUUGAUCUUAAAACUUUUAGAUGGUAUAAAUCUAGAAGCCGACACUACUACACUUUUAAAAAGAGAGAGAAAGGAAAAUGGAUUUUCAAUGAAUUAUUAAGGAUGGAUGGGUGGGGUGUGGAAUCCAGUAAUGAUUUUGACAGGUCAUAGUUAAUGAGGAGAAUCUGGAAGCGACCAGAGGCUCCUUCAGACUGUGACUCUUCACCAGUCAAAUCACAUGAGCAGGCAUUGUACAAUCGCCUGCAGCAGCAGAGUCCCUCAUUAUUGCCUGUCUCUUCAGCCCUCACAGCUGCAGAUUGCAAGUGCCCCUCAGGAGACUCCCCCAAGUCGUCCCAUGCCGCCAGAAGCCCGAAGGCUUAUUGUCAAUAAGAAUGCUGGAGAAACUCUUCUGCAAAGGGCAGCCCGACUGGGAUACGAGGCAAGCAUUGUUUCUGAAGUUCACUACUCUGAAUUACAAUGUGGAAGAUGCUUGGUGUCACACAUAAUUCUAACUGUGCACGUGGUUGGAGUCUCUCUUUGUGUUCCUUCUCAACAUGUCGAAAUAUCUCCAGGCUCUCUGUUCUGUUUCUUUAUUCAAGCGUGCAAUUAGUAUAUUUUGUGAGCAGGGCUAGGAAAGAAACAAUAUAAACCCCUGUAAGUUAAUAACCUUGAGCCUGAAUAGGUGCCAGUCAUUUUCAAUAAGAAGUCAGUUCUUGAUGUGCUUUGCAGGAUGGGGAUCGUGAGUAAGUAGUGGGGGAUGGGGAUAGAUACCCCGAUACACAGCCAAAGUGAACAUAUAUGCUACAUUUCAGGAAGGUUAAUUUCCGGCACAGCUUUGGCAGUGUGAGAGUGUGGACACGCUUCAUUUCAGGGCUGCUUUUGAACUUCGCAUUUUAAUGUUAUGAAUAUAUAUUUUGUGGUGCAUUCCCAUAUUUGAAAAACAAACUGGCAUUUAGAGCUGGUAAAUCACUGGGACUUACAGACUUCAGGUGAAAAUAGUCAUAUGUACAAAUAGUUUGGAGAUCAGACUUAUUAGCAAAGCAGCUCUAUAGGUGCCUAUGUCUUUGGGUUUAUUUUCCUUUCUACAUUUUUAGACAUUGCUUGUAAGAAUGCUGCCAUCCUUAAAAUGCUAUAUAUAUAGAGAGAAAGAGGGCGGGGGAUGGGUCCUGACGAAUCCUUCUGUUAAUUUUGUUUUAUGGAAAGGUUUUGUUUACUUCUACCUGUAGCAAUAAAAUGUGAGGUCUUCAAAAGCAGGGGUGUGGACUGGGGAACUGGUGCCCUCCAUAUGUUGCUGGACUCCAGCUCCCAUAAACCGCAGGGAUGAUGGGAAUGACUUGCUUCCAGUGGUGGUUAUAGAGCUUAGUCAAGCACAAGUCAAUCAGAACUUUACCUGUUCUGAUCCUUAAUCAAGAAGCAGUCAAUUUGCUGUACCCCUUUUCCUUGAUGAAAAAGAGAAGAGAAUCAGUUCAGUAUGUUGAAGCCUGUGUUGAGGGGCUAGAUAGCAAUGUGGCAACUGAAAUACGGGUAGUGGUGAUAUAUUUAACUUCUUGUGUGGUAGGGCAAUGGGGCAUCUUGUAUAUGGGAAAAGUCCAGUGAUUAAAGUCACAACAGACAAUUUCAUUCUCCACCGCAUCAUGGAGCACUUUCUAGUCUUGUUGUGUUGGAUGAGUUUCAGUUAGCAAGACUUAUGGACAUGGACAAGGUGCUUGACUUGGUUUGGGCAACUACUUCUGCUCUUCUCCCUUGAUGCUCAUGGUUUUUUAAAACAGCAGGGUUGACCACAUCAGAGAGGUGAUUAAAGCCUCCUUGCAAGAGGGGGUGGGCCCCCCACCUGUCAAAAGGAGAUAGUGUUAAGACCACUCCUUAAGAAACACUCUGUGGAUUCAGAAAAUCUAAAUAGAAAUUGGUCAGUCACUAAUGUUUCCUUCUUGGGCAAGGUUCUUGCGGGGUUGCAGGACAGAUCUUGGGUAUCCUGGGUGAAACCAAUCUUUUAGUUCCAUUUCAGUUGGGAUGUAGGCUUGCUUUGGGUGACCCUGUUAGGAGAGAGACAGAAGAGUGUGUUCCUGUUGCCGCUAAUUUAUUUCUCAAGGGCUUUUGGCACCAUUGGUCAUUCUAUGCUUCUGGAAUGACUGGCUGAGCUGGGGUUAGGUAGCACCACUACCAAUCUGACUUGGAUGGUUGUUUUCAGAGGGUGGCGUGUGCUGGUUUUGACCUAUGUGGCUUUGACCUAUGUGGCUCAGCACCCCAAUUCCUCAAGGGCCUCUUUUUCCCACGUGAAGCAACCCAGACCCUACUCUGUGUGACCUCCUGUGGGAGGUGUGGAGGGUGAAAACAGGAGAAGGAGCCUUUUCCAUGGUGGCCCCUCUCCCCUGUAAGUGGAGUGCUCUCUCCAGGGAGGCACACCAGUGCCUGUUUCUAGGUACCAGGCAGAGCCAUUCUUAUUCACCUAGGCCUUGGGAUCUUAAUUUUAGCAGGGUGUGGUGGAUCUGGAGCUGUUUUUAUGUAUGUUAGUUGUGUCUGCUGAGUGCCGAUGGGGUGUGUAGGAACAGAAUAGAAAAGGAAUGGUUGGCUGACUAGGAGCACUCCCAUGCUGCAGCAUUUUGUUGCAGGACCCACUUGUCUCUGUAGGAUCUAUAGGUGUUAGUAGUGGAGACAGUUCUGAACCUCUGUUCUUCAGCCACAUUGGGCUUCUGAGGAUGGACAUUGAGCACGAACAACAAGAGUUCAGCGCCACCUUAUUUAUAUAUGUAACAACAUUUUACAUGAGACGCCCUUGGAAACGUUCUGCUUUUAUAGCUACCACAUGCCACUGGGAAUCUUGCCUCUGACUUUGACGAGGUGUCCCAUAGCUUAAUUAAUUCAAACUGUAUUCCACGAGGCUUCAAGGAAAACAAAUAAGGACAGUGCUGAAGGCCCUUUCCAGAGUAAACAGCGGCAAAUACCAGAUUAAAACUCCUCCUGAAACAGCUGUACUGAAUGCACAGUUUGACGGGGAAAGGGAGAGGCAUUCCUAGGUGGUACUCUCUGUGUCUUGACUUGGAGAUAUCAGUUACAUGUCUCCUUUUCCUUCAUCAUGUCUGCUCAGGGCCAAACGAGAUGUGAUUGUUUCAGCUCAGUUUUGUGUAUUGAAACACUCUGUAGGAGGAGGAUUUUAAUAGCAAUGUGAGUGUAGUAGGUUGGGUGCCGACUCCACUAUGUACCUAUUGCUUACCUCUUCAUGGACCUUCUCUCCAGAAGCUUUUUGCUUGGUUGUGUUUCAGAGCUUGGCUGCGGGGCUGGGGCGGGCAAGAGAUGCGCCGUAAUGCCCAGAUCACCAACUUUCAUUAAGGAAAAAAAGAAAAAGAAAGUUUAUGGCACUUUUAGAACCCAAGCUGUGAAGCAAAAUGUGCAGCCCGAUUGUGGAAACUCUAGAGAAGAAACACCUUCGCUUGCUUUUCACUUUUCCACCUUUUAUUCUGGUCUUCCCUGGUGGAGAAGGGGUUGCUGCCCUAUAGAAAACAAUGCAUUUAUUCAGGAUUCGUGUGUAGCUGUGAUUGGGGAAUAAAGUGUUGUUGCACUUAUUUUGGAGGGAUUUUGUGUAGUGCACAUCAACCCUCAAAUGUUGUCCAGUGCUAUCCUGGUGUGUGCGGUUUAUUUUUUUAGAGAGAGAUGCAGCUGGCAGGGAUGUGAAAUUGAUUAUAGCAGCAGUGCCAUUCAUGAAGGGCUAGAGGUGUGUGAAAGGAGCAGGGAAAGAAUUGCAGGUUUCAGCAUUGAGUGGAAAGAUGUUGCCUAGAAGAAAAUCGGAUGUAUAAAUUGAAAAACAACAGAGAAAUAGACCUGGAGCCCAAUUUUCCCAGAGGCCAUAUCUACCCAGGUCUCUUUGCCACUACUCAGUCAACAGAUCUAGUUUGAUGCUAGCUAUGUUUUAUUUAUUUCUUUGGAGUAAUAAAUUAACACUCUCUCCCCCGCCUCCCGCCCAUCACCUUGCAGAUGUGUAGGCAGAAGUUAAUGGCAGAUAAGCCAUAGGUGAGGGAAAGUCUGUACUCAACACCUGUACAUUGCUUUAAAGUCAGGCAUGCACACUCUUUCCUCUCUCUGUGAUUUGGACAGUUUACGUGUUUACAACAUGCACAACUGUUGUCAGGACUAGAUUGGCCCUGCACUGGUGUGCAGCUGGCAACCUUUCAAAUGACCUCUCUCAUGUGACAGGCAUAAUCAGCUGAAAUGCUGUAGUCCGUAAGACAGCCAGAAAAGUGUCUCAGACCCACAAUACAACAAAGUUUUGAGAUUUGUUUGUUGACAAACUUGUUUUCUUCAUCUCUUAAAUAUAAAUUGACAGGGAAUAUAUUAUCUUGAGGGAUGUUAAAAUAACUUGUUUUUUUUGUGGUGGUUUUUGUAUGACCUUUCUAGUUUGUUGUUGUUUUUUUAAAAUAAAAUUUCUCACCCAAGUGUGUGCUCUCAACAUUUUCCCUCUGUUAUUGUACAGGAACAUGCUAGAAAAGUCAGUUAAUUUGGGAGCGGUGGUGAGGGGUGUGUGUGCAUUGUGGAUAGGGUUGUAGACAGGAAAUCCGAGGUUUUCUUCAUGGUUUCCCCAGAGGAAUGGGGUUUUGCUGGUAGAAUGCAUUGCAGGCCUCAGCCUAGGAAAGUCUGUUGGCUGCCAUGAUACUUUGGCUGCGAGGGAUAUUUGCUCAUAGGCGUUGCGUUUCCAAAUGCCCUUCUUAUCUGACUGCUUUAUAGAAGGACUCCCCCUGGAACAUUCCUCUUCUCUUCCCCCUCCCCAAUUGAAACACUUCCCAGAUGAAUUGUGCCCCUCCCUCCUGUUUUCUUUAAGUGAUAACCUCUGGUGUUAAAGAUAUCUCCAUAGCAACAAACAGUUUCUUUUCUCCACCCUUCCUGCCUUUCUCCAGGAAGUGGUUCUGCAUUGUUUGGAAAACAAGGUCUGUGAUGUAAAUCACUAUGACAGGGCUGGCUGUUGUGUUGUAAAGAGACUUUAGGCACAUUAUUCUUUCAGUGAUUUCCUUUGCUGGCUUGGACGGAGGAUGAUGCACAGAAUGCUCUGCGGAUCCGUACUCAUGGAACAUGGAUCUAGAGAGGCAGCCUGCCACACGUACUAAAGCAGCAAAUGAGACAUGCACACACCCCUCUCACACGCAGACACACACAUUAAAUAGGAUUCCCAUUUCUACUAGGCUAGAAUGCAUCACUUUCUAGCUGUCACGGAAGCAUUGAAAAUAAUUCUGUGCUUUGGUUGGUGGAAACUGAGAUGACUUUAUAAAUAACUAUGCAUCUUAUAAAUAACAACACACGGUUGCAUGAAAAUGGCAUAUGGGCUAGAACUGGCCAGUAGGUGUCAUGGUGAAUGCAGUUUUAAAUUCUCUAUAUUGGGGUUUCCAACCCUUUUGGGCUCAGGGGCACAUUUGGAAAAUGUUAGAAACUGUCACGUGAUGACAAAAUACACGUGUUGCAGAAGAAAAGCUGGUGAUACACCAAAACCCGACAAAUAACCCACAUACUUCCUAAAACAAAUAAAACACAAAAAGCUGAGCUCUCCCUCUCCCAAGCAAAAUGCUCACAAUCCAAUGGCAAAACCAGGCAAGGCAAUCUGCAUCCAAGCAAAAGAAAAAUCAGUUCUCUCUCUCUCUCUCUUUGGCGAUCACUCAUAGCUGAGUAAUAUUGUCUUCCAUAAACACGGUUUUAACAAUGAGUCCGUACCACAAACACACAGAGCCCCCUCCAAAAAGCAGAUAACCCCAACAUACAAACACAAAAAUCAGGUGAAACACACACCAAGAAACAAAAAAAAUUCUGGCAAAGUGCCACCAUUUGGAACCCAGAGGCUUUCCUAGUGGAAAGGGAGGUAAAAGAGCCAGGGUAGGGUGGCUUUCCAGUCAGUUUAGCAUCACCAAUGGUAAUGAAGAAAGCUUUUUUUUUAAUAGAAAAAAUUAGGAGAGUCGGGUGCAAUGGUGGUCACCAAGUGGGCAUCAUGGUGCCUGAGGGCAUCACAAUGGGGAAUUGGGGAAUUAAUGGGCAUAGCCAAGGGAGUAAAUAAACCAGGUAAAUAAAUAGAAAUACUUAACUAGCCGGCCAAUUGCAUCACAGAAAAUUCUGUUCUGCCCGCCCCCCCCAAACAUAAAGCCUGCCCCUCUAAAAUAAAUCCUGGCUACACCCAUAUUUAUAUUCAUCAAUCUUAAUUGUUCUACACAAGCUUCUGCAAUGUGUUUUUUCCAGGAUUCCCAAUUUCAGACCCAAACUAGUCAUGUGCUAUCAGCCACAUGUUGUGGAAUUCGACAGAGAAGGCUGAGAUUUCUAUGAAUUGAAUAAAUCAUGUUUAAAGAGUUAAUGAGGCAUUUAAUUAAUUAACCAUAAAACUCUACAUUGUUACAUCUCAUGGUUAAUGACACUGGAUGAAAUCCACUGGGAACUUCUCUAGUUCUGUGGCAAGAGGCUGAGUGUAUGCAGAAUGGGUGCCCUCCUUCAGGGGUCUUCGUGCAGAUUGAAUGAAUGGGAGUUCAGCAAAGGCAUAUGCUCGGGGUUUAUGGGGUGGGGGUGGGGGAAUGACAACUAGACCUGACAAUUUCUGACAUGCGUGUCACUUAAAUAUAGGCAAAUGCUUAUUGCCUGUUGAUUUAAAACUCGGAAUUAGUCCCGAGUUUUCUGUGCUAAUGUUUUUUGUUUGAAAGCCAAAACUCUGGAUGGUCCACAGCUCAGUGUGGCACAAUGCAUAGAUUGGGCACAGAAAGAGGCCCAGGGUGCAUCUAGAUAAGGUCUUGCAAUCUCAAAUGGAUCAUUUAGAAACUGCAAAUGGUUCAUUUGCAACCUUAAUGAAUUUUCCGCAGAAGGGAUAAAUCCAGCUUAAAUGGAGAAAAAUAAGGGCCGAGCAAUUAGAUGCCAAUGACAUCGUGUGGCCUCUGUGAAUUGCUUGCAUGCAUGAGCUCCAUUGAUCCCACAACACUGUCAGUCCCUGGGAUUUCCAGGCAAUGGAUUUGGGGUUGCAAGGCUGAGAAAGAGCUAGUUGUCGAGCUUAGCUCUGUUGCAGAGUCUCUGCCAGCCAGAGUAGAUGAUGCAAGCUAGCUGGACCAAUGGCCUGAUUCAUUACAAGGCAGUUUCAUAUGUUUAAAAGCACCCUUUUUUUAGUUCAGUUUAAAAUUAAACAAGUGGCAGUUGUUUGUACUAACAAACUGCCCACUCACAGAUGAUUUGGUACUGUUUCUGCAAGCCAGAAAUGGAAGGAAAUGUAUGAAACAACUUUCCCCAGAUUUUUAUUUUUUAAUUGAAUUAUAUUGCUCAUGUCGGUGCUGUUAGUCCCAGCCUGCUGUUUGGACCAGCAGAGAAAAGCCUGGCUACCAGACUGACAGAUUCCAUCAUGGCUGGCAUUGGGGUGGGGUGGGGUGGGCAGGGAACACUAUCUGGGAGAGCCUUUUAAGUUUUCCCCAUUUUGACAAGACAGACCUUGUUCAUAGUAUGUGGCUGAAGCACUUAGUAAUCCUAAAAGUCAUAUGACUGGACUUCUUUCUUUAGCUUGGACAGCCAGUUCAUUAGAUUCCUGUGAUCCACUUUAACCUGGUUAGCAAAGGCCUGCUACACGAACAGCUUCAUGCUGUAUCCUAGCUACCAACUCCUCAGGUCAGGUAUGUGAAGAGUGCAGAUUACUGUGGGCUUUCCGGCAGAUUUGGAACUGCAAGGAUAAGUCUGUGGCGCUGGGGAAAUGGGCUUCCUGCAUUUCACAAAGUGGACUCCAGUCCGUGGAAGCUUAUGCCGUAAUAAAAUAGGCGUCACAAUGCUCUUUAUUCUCUUUUCUUCUCUCUGCCUUUACUUGAGAACAAAAUGGUUAACUGAACUUGUGAAGGGUCCUGCUAAAUUGACAGCAUUUGUAUCGGGUUCCUUUCACAGCACUUUGUCACCUACUGAGGGCCAAUAGAACAGGAUCUGCUACCCCAGGCCUUUGUUCCAGGUGACUGAAGGAUCACAGUCUCAUUUUUGCAAAACCGCUUUGGUCCCCCCCCCCCCCCCUUACAGUCAUGCAGUAUACACAUUUUAUUUAAUAAAAGAACUAAUGAAAUGUUUCCAUGACUGUCAAGAGCUUGGGAAAUUUGCCUGUGAGCUUGAUUGUGUUAUCACUACUGCCAAAGCACUACCUUGGGUUCCAUGGUGCAAGAAAGGAAAGAUAUAAAUCCUGGGGUUGGGCUAGAUGACCCUUGGGAUCCCUCCCAACCCUACAUUCCUAUGAAAAUGUAAGGAGUGUGUAUGUGAGACACACGCACACACUCCCAAAAAAUUAUCUUGGUCGUUUUUGUUUCCAUAAAGGCAUCUCAAAUCAGUGAUAAAAAUGUAGACAAAGGCCACAGUAUUUAGACUAGUCUACUCCUUACCUUACCUUGGUGGCGCUGUGGUCUAAACCACAGAGCCUAGGGCUUGCUGAUCAGAAGGUAGGCGGUUUGAAUCAUCGCGACAGGGUGAACUCCCGUUGCUCGGUCCCUGCUCCUGCCCACCUAGCAGUUUGAAAGCUCAUCAAAGUACAAGUAGAUAAAUAGGUACUGCUCUGACGGGAAGGUAAACAGCGUUUCCGUACACUGCUCUGGUUCGCCAGAAGCAGCUUAGUCAUGCUGGCCACAUGACCCGGAAGCUGUACGCCGGCUCCCUCAGCCAAUAAAGAGAGAUGAGCGCCGCAACCCCAGAGUCAUCCACGACUGGACCUAAUGGUCAGGGGUCCCUUUACCUUUACUCCUUACCUUACCUCAUGGCAAAUUUCCAUCUGGCACUGCAAUGUGCACAGACCAUACCCUGUGUAGUCCAGCAUCAUGAUGUUGUGUUUCUUUGUUCAUGCUAGUGGCUGCCAUUGGCAUGGAGCAGAGGCAGGGAAACUCACAACAUGAUGGCUGCUCCAUGUCUUCAUGGUGUUUGUACACAUUGUGGCGCUGGGGUGAAACUAGUGACCCCAGGGAGCAGUUGAGGCACAGAUAAGUUAAAGUAUAGAUCAGCUCUAACAUUAUUUGGAAGGAAUUAAGAUUUCAGUAGUUAAUAUACAGGAUGCUGCAAAGAGGUUUAGUCGAACAAAAGCAGAAGCUGACCUGUUUUCUUCAGAAUCUAAAAGAAGAGAAAGGCUUAUGAUUAUACUUUCAGCGGCUAACAACGUUCCAUUCUGCCAUAGAGGAAAUAUUCAGGGUUACAAUAGCAGCUGUAAAAUGUUGGCAUCGCCAAGGCACCCUCCUGUUAGUUUGGAAAGUUACUUGUAGUAUGUGAACACCCUACAUCACAAUCUUAAGUAUGUUAUUUGCAUAUUCAUUCUGCUCCUGAGACUUGCUUAUAAAUAAAUGGGUUGAGAUGCGGAGCUGUUUGGGUUCUCCGAAUCUUCCUUUGGGGGCUAGUGGCUUGUUUUGUUUUUCUAAGUUUCGACUUCUUCAACGGGGAGAAGAGCUGUGUGGUUUCUUCCCUUCUUCCUUUUGUUACUCCUUAAUAGCCCAAUGAGAAGGGUAUUCCCAGCAUGUUAAAGUAAAGGUAUGCAUGUCUCCACAGCAACAAACAACAUGGUCUGUUUUCUCUUGCUUCUCUUUUCCAGGAAGUGGUUCUGUAUUGUUUGGAAAACAAAGUCUGUGAUGUAAAUCAUCGUGACAAUGCUGGUUAUUGUGCCCUGCAUGAGGCCUGUGCCAGAGGCUGGCUGAGCAUUGUGCGACAUCUCCUAGAAUAUGGAGCCGAUGUGAACUGCAGCGCUCAGGAUGGAACUAGGUUAGCAACACUUCAGUUACUAAGAGUAAAUGGCCACUGCUUUUGUCCCGCAUUAAUACACAGCUGGGUUGAUGUCACCAAUGGCUUUGAAAUUAUGUUUAAAAGAAAUGUCGCUUUUCUCCAACAGUUGAGGCCUGGAGUCUCUCAAACUUCCGGAACUUGCUAAUUGCAUUCUACUGCAUAAAAUUUGGUUCCUCAAAAAAUGCUGUGUCCUCCUUUUGCAAAUUUAGGCUGCAUAUCUAUCCACAUUUAAAUCCUACUGGAAACAAUAUAGCCUGGUUUUGUGGGAGGUCCAGGUGGCUAGUCACUCACAAUUCUUGUUCUGAUAUUUGAGAAACUAUACUGGACAAUAACAUUCUGCUAAGAAUUUCUGAUAUAUUCCUCCCCUCACCCUACCUUGUACGCUUUAAUUUUCUGUGUUAAUUCUCUUUGUUAUGUGCCUAACUCUUUUUCCAUUAGGAAACUGUUUGUGGCUAUAAUUGUUAUAGGAAUAGGAUCUCUUGCAGUUUUACUGAACAGUUGAAAGAUACUACUUUUUAGUCCUGUUUAUAUCUUACUUAUACUUCUAAAUAUCUUUUUAAAUAUCAAACUGGUCAAAAGUGCAAGUAAUUUGUACACACACCUUAUAAUUUAGUGUACAACAUUGCUUAAUUUUACUCAUUCUUAGUGAUAUGCAGGGAAAUCACUUUCUUCAACCUUUUAUCCUUCUACCCAUGCCCUCUAAUGGCGAUGUCUUUUUCUAAUUAUUAAGUCCUUCCUCUUUUUCUUUUUGAUUCACUAAACAUUUCUGUGCAUAAUGUUGAUAAUUGUUGCUUUUAAAUAAUUGUUGCUUUUAAAUUACUGUACUAAGAUACAAGAUGAAGGGUGCCUUUUGGAGUUCUUCCAUUUGAAUGUUUUAUCAUUUACCACCAAACCUGACAGCCCAAGGACAUUAAAUUAGCAUGUCUGUGAGCCAAGAGCUCUUAAGUUAUUGGUCUUUGCCUAUCAACUUGCAAUAGUCAAAAGAUUUCAAGAAAACACACACCAAAGAUUUAAUCUUCGUUAAGGUGGCCUAUUACUCUUGAGCACUCUGUCAUUAUCUCCUUAUCAGUCUAUAGGAGCAUGCUUCCUGGAAGGAAGAACAGUGAAAGAGGCUUGGACAAGGGGGUCAGCCUCUUUUCUUUGGUCUUAGGCCCACCCCCUGGCCAGCCAUCCAUUGUCCUCUCUGGCCUAGGGUGGGUCAAAGGCCUGCCCAAGCAGGUGGGUGGCACCCGCCUAGGUGAGCCCUGCUCAGUGCUGCAAACCCCACCCACCUGUGGGGAAGGGAGGGUGGAAAUUGUCCCUUCUCCCCAUCUAACUAAAUCUCUGAGGCUGGGCAGGCCCCCCCUGUGUGGGGUUUUUUAUUGAGCGGGUCAAGCCACUCAGACCUCCUUAGCACCAUAAAAAGAAGGUGCUUGUAUCUCCUUGAAAACUGGAGAUUUGGCAGCCACUUCUUUUCUAUAAUGUGCAAAGCUCCAGGACCAUAAUUCAGCAGUAGACAGCACCUGUUUUGCAUGCAGAAAGUCUCAGGUUCAACCCGCCGGAUAGGACGGGGAAUGUCCUCCUGUCUCAGACCCCAGAGAGCUUCUGCUGGUCAUCACAUAGACCAUACAGAACUAGAUAGGCCUAAUGGCCUGACUCUGGGUAAGGCAGCGGGUUCUUAUGCUUCUACAUUAGCACUGUUUCUUAACACCAGCUUCCUGAGCAUUUCUUACAUGGCUAAAGGUUGACAUACCCUUUCACCUACCAAGCACCAGAAUCUCUCAUUGCUUAGUGCUAGGGUGCCCUCUACCUGCCCUCCCACGAUGUAGGAGCAGCAACCACUGGAUUAAGUACACACCCACCACCCUCCUUGCAUGGGCCUUCCAUUUCCAUCCUUUGCUGCCGCAUGAUGUGCUGUGAAGUGGAGCUCAGCAGAUGCAUUUGUCUCCCUUUCCUGCUGGACCUGAGAGUCAAAUCCGCAAUGUUCUGCCUCUACAUUUUCCUCUCCCAUGUAUUUGAACGUGACUUCCCUGGCUCCCCACUCCAUCACGAAAGUGACACAGGCGACAGCAGGAAGGAAGUGCACAUGUAUGUCUGGGUUUAACGGUGCUCUUAUCAAGGUAGCAGGCGCAGAUUCAGAGCCCCCAAGCAGCAAUGCAAUGGUAUUCUGCAUUACUGGUUUGUUUUUUUUACUGUAAAUCACUGCUUUGAUAUGGAAAACCAAUGUAUGAACCAUCCUAUGGCAAAGUGAAUAUGGCAUCAGCAGUGCUAGCAUUGCAUAGAACGAGGUUGUGCAAACUCUGUAAUUUGAUGUUGACAAGGAAAGGAAAUGCAAAUUAUCAGUGGGCAUGUUUGGAUUGGGGAUCCCAGCAACCACAGAAUUUAAAACAGGGGGAGAGGGUACUUUGAGAUCUCAGCACAACUCUGUAGAACAGGCUUCCUCAAACUCGGCCCUCCAUAUGUUUUUGGCCUACAACUCCCAUGAUCCCUAGCUAGCAGGACCAGUGGUCAGGGAUGCUGGGAAUUGUAGUGUCAAAACAUCUGGAGGGCCGAGUUUGAGGAAGCCUGCUGUAGAAUCCAUGCAAUGGGACCACUUGGUGCAAACCACAUUGCAAGGUUUUGUACGUCCACCAGCUGUGGUAUAGAAAUCCUGUGUCCAUGCGCUGUUUUCAGUGAUGAGAGUUUGUCUUCCAAGAUUCACAUGCCAUCCCCACAACAGCUACUCUCCUGGAACUAUAGUAUUCUGGGAGCUGCCGUCUCCCGAGAAUGAGCCUAGCAAGCAUAUUGUGGUCUCCAGGCUGGCACUUCUCCUCAUAUUUGUGACUUAAGUGUGUAGCAGUGAUGUCUUGCACAGAAAGGCAUCGGUAUUAGCCUUCAAACAGCUGCUAGUAGUCAGUUUAUCUUGACCUAUUAAGUCCUCUUUGUCUUGGGCCCAGCAGGCCGAUCAAACACUCCUCUCUCUCUCUCUCUCUCUCUCUCUCUCUCUCUCUCUCAUCUCUCUCAAGAUUUGCCAAAGAGGCCCCACCCUACUAAAAAGCUAAUAUCAUUUCAAGGGGGAAUGUCUGUGAAGGAGCAGAUCAAGGCUGUCUUCUUUCUUUAGAGACAGGUCUUCCAAGUAUGGCUUUUGUUGCACUUCGAUUGUUUUCAUUCAACAGAGAUUAUGUAUAUAAAAUGCAAUCAGAUUCACUCGUUCAACAGAGAUUAUGUAUAUAAAAUACAAUCAGAAUCUAUCAGGUCCUUGACUGUUCUGAAUUUUAAAGAAACAGGAAAUAAAUUCAGGCUCCUCGCAACAAUUUGUCACUGCCCCAAGGAGUGGGCAGAAACACCCUCCCAUGUUCCUAGUGAGUCGUGCCUUGUUGUCCGGAUAAGCCCCAAAAUGGUUGGUGUGUUGAACAGCGUGUGUAGGAUUGCAUCCCAAAAUCAUCCACAUAUAGGAGCUGGGAGAAAAUCCAGUAGGGUUUUCUGCCCUGUUCCAUCUGACGUGCAACUUGAUCUGUCCUCUGUAAGUGUCCUUGAGAGUUUUGAGAGUUCUCAUCGGAUGUCUUUCUAUUUAUCUGUAAUCUUGAACCUUUCGUGCACUUAUCAGAGUGGGAAGUGGAAGGACCCCAGCUUCUCAUUCCCUACUUUCACAAUCCCACUCCCCUUCCGGGCGGUUUUAAAAUUUGCUGUUGAGAUGCAUUUGUUUUUAUGAAAUUCCUAAUUCCCUUCACAGUAACAAAUGCAUGUGCUUGGAAUGAGCUACCAUCUCACUCAGAUUCACAUUGAUUUGGCUACACAUGCUGAAAAGCCACGACUCAUCACGCCAGGCUACUUAUGCCUUUCAUUUCCCCCAACCUGGUGCCCUCCAGAUGUUUUGAAUUAAAACUCAUUAGCCCCAGCCAGGAGUUGUAGUCCAAAACACAUUUGUGGCUGGCAGGACCGGGCUAUGUUGCUUCCAAACACUGCACUUCACUGCCAGUUACUGAGAAGAGGAGCGGCAAGGCGUGUGUGUAUGUGUGUGUGGUGUGGGCUGCAGCAUCAGGAACAUCUGCAUCCACACUGAGCUCCCCUGCCGCCUUGUCCCUCCCUCUUGCAGCUGCAGCUGCCAAACACAUCUGGAGGGGAGCAGGUUUGGCUGCAUUUGACCCACUGGCUUCUCCUUCUCUCCUUUCCCAUUUCAUCAGUGAAAUAACCUAUUGUUAUCAAUUCAUAUAUUUGCAUACUGCUUAAUAGUAAAUCAGUUUCUAAGCAGUUUACAAAAUAACAAAUGACAGCAUGUAUAUAUAUAACAAACAACGAACCUGGAAAAACUAGUAUUAUACAAUACAAAACGACAACACAGUGCCAUAUAAAACAAAAUCUACCCAAAGCAAAAACCCAGCAGCAUGUUUUGGAAAAAAUCUUAAGUGUUAGGGACUGCUUCCCUCUUCAGCCUCCCUCUUGCCAUUUUCACUUUGUGAUUGGCAGCUGUGUGUGUUAAGGGUUAGGAAGAUGAAUGUGAUUUUUUAAAUGGGCAGUUUUCAAGCAGCUUGUGGGGGGCAGGUCUCACCUUAAAAGUUGGGUAUCAUAAAAGUGUCUUCAAUUCACCCCACGCCACCCCAAGGAACUAGACUUUUUCACAGGAAAGUAUACAUAUUCUACUUACUUACAACUAUGUAUGACUCGUUUUAUAUAUUGGUAUAUAUUUUUUCUAGGCAAUACUCUUCCAUUUAUUAUGCCUCUCAUAAUUAUAUAUUAUAUUAUUAUAUUAUAUUAUAUUAUAUUAUAUUAUAUUAUAUUAUAUUAUAUUAUAUUUAUUAUCCUGUUGCCCUGACCUUCCAUGUUAAUAUCUCUGCACAGCAAUCAUGAUGGCAGAUAGAUUUAGCCCAUUUUCCUUUAAGAGAGGAACAUGGCAAAACGCCUUCGUGUUUUUUUCUUACUGUAGGUCUGCUGGCUCAUGAGCUGACAUCCUGUAACAGCUAAUUUUUAUGAGAGGAGCGGGGUGGGACAUUGCCACUAGGUUACACCCAACCUAAUGUUCUUCAGGGGAAGCCUUGCACUGAGAUAUUAAAAACCGCCAACCGAAUCAAGAGGUCACUUAUGUCAUGUGAAAUAUCUUGUCCGGUAAAUGGACCAGGGCAAUUUAGCUAGUGGUGUGUGUAGAGCUUCAUGGGAAGGGCCUAGCUUGAUAAACUUGUUUUGGAUGCCAGGGGCAUGGGAAGUUGUAAUUGAAGGUAUGGCAUCUGAGCAUAUGCAGAGUGCCUUUCCCUUAGCACUCAGUGACUUCCCUCCCCCACUAUAUAUAUUUGGAUUCUAGAUCAAAAGGUUCAGCUUCCCCACAGCUUAAACUAUGGUGAACUGCAUCCCACUCGCACAACCAUUGCUCAAUUUCUGUUUCUGUAUGGAUAUUUAACUUCUCUGCAACCUGAUACUGAAGCUGCCCUGUCCUGUUUGAUGCCCCAAAAGACCACUGUGCUUCUUUGGUGCUUGGUAGCUGCUGUAGAUUAAAUGAACCAAAAGAUGGUGUUGUGCAUGUAGUCUCAACCAUUAAGAAACUUAAAAUGAGUUUACCUAGCUAUGUGGUCCAAUAUUAUCUAGUCUUAUAUUUACUUUAGGGUGGCUUUAUUAUUACUUGCUGGAUAUAUAAAAUGUUUGCUAGUAUAAUCUCUCCCUUGCCCCCUUGCUCCUGUUGUCGCUUUCCAUUACUUCUAAGUUUGCUCCCCAUUCAGUUUUACGUAGCCUCUUUCCUGUCCUCUGGCUCUCAUACACUAAGAUGGAGCCUGUCAAUGGGGUCAGGAAAUCCAGACAACUUGGUUAGCCACUGGUUGGUGUGUGUGUGUUAAGAGAGAUUGGGUUAUGAGGCCUGAAGAGCAGCUGCUUCCUGUGCUGGCUGCCUGCAACAGCUGAGAUAGGAAGCAGUUCUUGCAGGUCGUGAGGCUGGUGGGAGGAUGAAUGAAGCUACAGCCUAGGAAAGGCAGCUGCUGUUGAGAGUGAUGUGAUCUCUAUAGGCAGGGAGCUGGGGAGCGACUGCAGUAGAACCGACUCUGUGUGCCGCAGCCAUAAUGGGAACUCAGGCCAAGUCUUCCCCCAGAGGAAUUACCAUGAGCACAGCAGGGUCUUUCAGUAUCUCCCCCUCUCUUAAGCCUGAGCAGGUGUGCAUGCCUUGUGGUCUUGAGGUACUCCUGUUUUCUGUACCAGAAAAAAACCUGCUCUCUCGUUUAAAACUGGGAGAAAGCACUCGCUAGAUCAGAGUUGCACAGAUUUGCUGGAUAAAUUUUGCCCUUUCUAGAAGUGGCAAGGACUGGGAUUUCUAAAGCGUUCCCCCAGUUCAUAGGGGCAUCCAGUUUUUGCUUUCGUCGGCCUUGUUUUGCUGGUCACCAAUCUAAAGGUUGCAGGCAUCUCUCUGUCUCUGAAUGGCAUGAUGCCCAUAUGCACUUCUGGGGGGAAUUUGUGCAAAAUACGUGUGUUGCUGCUUCAUUGCACUGGUGUAGAUGCUUUGCCAGGCCAUUAAGGUUGUCUGCUUAGCUCCCUGUGCUGCUGCGUUUGCCUCCUAUACAGCAAAUGUGUGGAAGACAGUUGUAUAUUCAGUGCACAGCAGCCCUGAACAAUUUGCCAUUCCCAAACAAAUGCAGCCCCCCCAGCUCUGCAUGCUGCCUGCCAAUUUCUUCACAAUCCCGUUUUUACUAUCCUAGGCAAACAGCGAGAGCAGGAAUUUUAUUGUCUCCCUAGUUGGUGGCUUUCAAAACCUGUGCUGCUCUGCUUAUAGCAAAUCUGUAUAUAGCUCAUAACUUCCUACUUUCUGUGCAUUUGAAGCUUAAGACCUCAGCCCUAAAUAAAAGUGUGUGUGUGAAAAUCUUAGGAAUUAUUGUGCAUUUAGAGUUGGCACAUUAUGUUCUGAAAUAGCUCAGCUGGUAGAGCAUGAGACUCUUAGUUUCAGGGUCAUAAGUCUGAGCCCCAUGUUAGGCAAAAGAUUCCUGCAUUGCAAGGGGUUUGACUAGAUGACCCUUGUGGUCCCUUCCAACUCUUAUGUUUCUAUGAUUUCAGGAAUGUUGCUCUCCUAAGCUAGCUCCAGGUUUUUAUGUGCAGGAAGGAGGCUGGCAGUAGAGCCUUCCAGUCCUAUUUUGUUAUCAGACAUAUGGGGAAAACUAAAAAGUUUUUUUGAGUGUUGAAAGUGUUUCCCCUUGCAUUUGUAUCAUCACAGCCAGCUUCAUAUCCAAGUCUAACACUGAUGAUCAUGGCCAUAUACGCACACACAUACACAAAUGCACCCUGUACACACAUACACCCACACCCACACCCAGACCACCAUGCAUAGCCCUGUACAACAAUUUUAUUAAGUGACCUCAAGGUACCAAACAUGGAAGCUGAAUAGAAUUCGGUGGUUGUUAAAAAUGGGAGUUUGUUUAAAAGAUGAGAUUGAAGUUACUUGGUCAAAGUGAUCACAGUAGGGAUUAAUCUCUGAUGCCUAUCUUUAAGGGAGCAUGCCAUUUAAUAUAGUAUGUGUAUUCAUUUGCCAUGUAAGCUUUGUUUACUUCCUGAAGUUAACAUUUCAUUUUAAAAUGUUGAGACAAGCAAUUAGUAGAUGGUCACCCACCAUACCUUAUGAUAAAGAUAAUGGUGUUUUUGCUUCAGAUGGAAACAAAACAUGUCUCGGUACAGUACGUGAAUUUGAAACGAAGGUGUCCUUUCCCCCUUCCUGCCCCCAGGCCUGUUCAUGAUGCUGUGGAAAAUGAUCACCUGGAAAUUGUCCGAUUACUACUUUCGUAUGGUGCUGAUCCAACGCUUGCAACAUACUCUGGUCGAACGAUUGUGAAAAUGACACACAGCGAACUAAUGGAAACGUUUCUAACAGGUGUGCAACACUAUUACUUUGUUUCUUUGUUUAUGGAAGUCAUCGGUCAGACUACUGACUAGGGCAAGACAGUCGAAGCCUAUAAAAGCAAUUCUGGUAUGACUGCAGUGGAUACCAAUUAGUUUCUGGGUUCAGUUCAAAGUGCUUGUUUUUACUCAAGAUCCCAGUACCCAAAUUGCUGCUUCUCUGUGGAGGAACUUACCUGGGCCUGUGUUUGACUUUUGAGGCAAACCUCUGAGGGAGGUGUGGAGGGUAGCAGCACGGGAAUGGGCCUUUUCAUUGGUGGCUCCCUGCUUGUGGAAUGCUGUCAUAAGGGAGGCCGGCCUGAUGCUGUCAGUAUCCAUUUUUAGAUGCUAGGCAAAAACAUUUCUAUUCACUCAAGCUUUUUGCCUCUUAAUAUGGAGGGUAUUAAGUAUAUCUCUCUUUUUUGCUCAUCUUAGUGGAUUGAGUUCAUCUGCCACAUACAUGGUGUGCUCUUUAGGUUUUUAUUUCUGCUUUGUUUUAAUGUUUGCUUUGCGAUGUGAGACUCUUUGGGUCAUUUUUUGGUGAAAAACGCAACUAAUAAAUGCAACAGGUAAAUAAAUAAUUUUCUACCAAAGUCGAUGAUUCACCUUAGGGAACAGCAAUACAAACUCAGGCUGUAAAAUUUAGUCCAUUAAUUGGUUAGUUUAGAACAGAAAUACAGGUCUUUUAGGACUUCAGAAGCACUGUUAUGAAAACAUAACCACUAUGUUAUAUAAUAAUAUGCCAUUGGAUUUAGGCUGCAACCAUCAAUACAUUUAUGAGAGAGCCAGACCCAGGAUUGUGCUGUUAGCGGCAUUAAAAGAUGCAAUACCAACAGCUUGGUCUUGCUAGCAGGUCAAAGGGUCUUUCCCACCCAUCUGGCAAAAGUGGUGAGGGUAAAAUUACAAUCCUUUGGGGCUCUGGUGGGAUGAAAUGCAAAAUUCAGGGGAGUUUACAGCAAGAAGGCAGAGAUUUACUAUGGUCCAUAUGCUUCUUUUCCUUCCUGCCCAUCAAAGCUUCAUGCAGCUGGGAGUAUUUGAACCAUUUUCUACAGAGCAGCCCAGCUCACUGUAAUAGGCUUUGUUUCCUUUCCUUUUUUUAAAAAACAAAAUAAAAUCCUGCCUAUUUAAAAAUGUUACUUCCAAGGGUUACUUUUGAGGCAGUUAAGAAUUAAAACAAAACAAAAUAAUAAAACCUAAUCAAAACCAGCAAUAAUAAAUAAAUAAAUAAAUAAAUAACAAGCAGUAUAAAAUCAAAGAAAAGCAGGCCUGGAGCAAUAAAACAAGGUACAAGCAGACGGAAUUGAUACUCUGAAAGGUCAAAUCAGAUGCUGUUCAAAAGCCUAAGGAACAUGACUUGAUAUUGCCUGGUACCUAAAAGAUAAUAAGGAAGAUGUUAAGCACAUGUGCUGGGGAGGGACUUGCAAAGUUUGGGCACAGCCACUGAAAAGGUCCCCUCUCUGGUAGCUACUCCUCUAACCUCAGAAUAAUGUAGGGAUGUCUGGAAAAGUGUCUCUGAGGCUGGGUGAGUUCAUAUAGAGCACAUGUAAUCUAUAGCAAGAUUAAUCUAAGGUCAUUGUAGCCUCUGUGUUCAGAGGCUGUUAUAGGAAUGUGCCAAAUGAGAAUGCCGAGGACAGGAAUGGAAAAGGACAGAAGAGAUAAGUAGGUGGAAACAGGAGAAGGGUUUUAGAAAGGAAGUAAGAUGAGAGAUAGUGUCUCAUUUGGGCAUCUGUAGUGGACUGAUCAAUAAAACAGAUUACAUUGUAUUCGAGAGCUUUGCAAAAGCAAAACUUCUUAGAGUAUGAAUAUUGUGACGCUUUAUGACAAGAUUGUCUGCAAAACUUGCCGACAUUUUGUUUUGACUAAAUUUGUUGUUAUUGUUGCUGCCCCUAGAGUACUUAACUGACCUGCAAGGUCGAAGUGUCGAUGACCCUGGCUUGUCCUGGGACUUCUAUGGCAGCUCUGUGUGCGGUGAGCAAACAUUCCUUUUUUGUAUUAUGCAUGGGGUUUUUUGUGUGGGUGGGUGUAUAGGAGGUGCAGGUGGAAAGCCACGCAAGAUGCACAUUUUACUGUAUGUUUCACGCUGGUUCUAAUUUCUUUUUUUCUUUUUCUUUUAAAUAGAGCCAAAGGGGGAAACAGGUUUUGACAUCCUAUCUAAUCCACCUGGCUCAAGUGAUGAGGAUGAAGAUGGUCUUAGUGACAUCUUUGAGUUUGAAUUUUCAGAUGUACCUCUGUUGCCAUGCUAUAACAUCCAAGUGUCUCUUUCUCAAGGGUAAGGAAAUGGAGAUGGUAUAAAUAUUUGAGGUAGUUGUGAAGUCUUGUAAUUUUCAUGUAGCAUCUCCAAAUGGGCUUUGUGAUUCUUUUGUCAUUGGUUUUGGUGGAAAUGGGCUUUGGCUUGCAUUUUUUAUUUAUAUUCAGCUUCUGGGAGGGUACAAUCCACCCAUUGAAAUUGUUUGUGCAUCUCUCUUGAUGAUUUUGUGUGUCUGUAUCUGCAUGGAUUGUGUGCUGACUUAGAGCUACAUGCAGAACAAAAUCCACUCCUGUAUUUCGAACUGUUAUUAAAUGUCCCCAUUCCUGUCAACUGGCUACUUAAGAGUUCUUUUCACAUUUUUGCAAGGUCCAAGUAAAGUAUACAGCAUUGACUGCCUGACAUAGAGCUCUUUCUCGCCAAUAUCGCAAAAAAAGGGAAUGUGGCCAGUUACGCAGUUAUUACUGACAUAAUUGAAAUGACUGAAGCCCUUGUGCCAUCUUACUGGUAAUUUGAACUUCUUUCUUUACUUUGUUCUAUAGACCACGGAAUUGGUUGCUGCUUUCUGACGCAGCAAAGAGGCUGAAAAUGUCGCCCCGGAUAUUUCGUAGCAGUUUCCCAAGCGUGGAAGUUGUCAGCAUCAUGGAGGCGGAAUUUUUCAAACAGGUAUCUUUGAGUCAGCUGUUCUCUUGCCAAAAGGAUCUAGAAGCUUUCAACCCGGAAGGCAAGGAAAUGCUGGACUUGGUGGAAUAUACAAGUGAGCUACAGACUUUGCUGGGAGCUUCACUCGAGUGGUUGCAUCCAGAUGAGGAUAUGGAUCAUUGGUGA